This is a messenger RNA of Podarcis lilfordi (Lilford's wall lizard), 54303 nucleotides long. Lineage: Eukaryota; Metazoa; Chordata; Lepidosauria; Squamata; Lacertidae. The record is from the annotation of a GenBank genome assembly.
AUGGGGGCUCUAGCGGUGAUCUGGGGCUUGCUGCACCCUCUGCUCGUGGCCCUCCUCGCUGUCUUUGUGUUUUAUUGCUGCUACAUCAAAUCAGUCCACAUGAAAUACGACCACAUCCCCGGCCCCCCCAGGGCGAGGUAAGUGACCGGCCGGAGGAGGUGCUCGGUGGGAGGAGGGCUGCUAAGAGAAGUUUCCCAAUUGGGGUCCGCGGGCAGGUGGUCUGCAGUUGUGUGGCUGCGUUAAAAUGAUCAUACCGGUUUCUACCUGUGCUCUUAGGGCUCCUUUUUCUUUCUCGUGUUGCAUCACAAUUGAAAGUUGUACAACUUCCAGAAACAGUGCAUUUAAAUGGGCAUAAAAAAAACAACAACACCAAUGAGUGUUUCCUAAGCAAUUUCCAAUUUUCAUAUGUUAUUGGACAUUGGCUGCUGUCAGUCCCAACCAGCGUGGCAAUGGUCAACAAGAGUGCCCUUAUUAUGCAAUUUUUAAAAAAAUAGUUUUUAUUGGAAAUUUCAACAUAACAAUUUAUCAAAAACAUAUCAUCCUCAUUCCCCCCCCUCCCCUGUGUGCAUGCAUUUUGAGUCUCUGAUAGUUUCUGGGGAUACAUGUUCUUUUGUGGAUGUUUUGAUGGCCCCUGGGGAUACAUAUCUUUACUGUGGCUUUCUCAGUGUGUAUAUAGCUUCCCUUGGGUCAUUAUGUUCCUUGUUAUAAGACAUGCAUUGUAUUGUGAAAUUGGUUGUUGAGGUUGCAUAGGAAUUCCUGCUUACUUUGACCUUGGUGUUCGACUCCUGUAAGGAGCCCCUAAGGUUUUCAUCAAGUCAUGCCUGACUUUUCUUAAUGUUGCAGCUUUUUCUUUGGUCACCUGCCACUCGUAUGGGGAAUGAUUAAAAAGCAGGAAAAUUAUUACGAUCUCUUUAAGCAGUGGUAAGUUAUUUUGCGUAUUCAGACAGCUCGAAAUGAGAGGCUGUGCACUGCAUUUACUAGACCAAUGUAGUUAAGACUGCUGGCUGAUUUAUUUUUCCAGUCCCUCUUUUUUAGUUUCCAAUUUCCUGUUUGCUUUUGGGGGUGCUUUUUAAAGAUGCACUAGAAUUGCUAUUCAGGGCCCUCCCCUGAGCCUUUAGUUAAAAGCUAAACCUCUCAUUAGUGCUUGCGGGUCUGCAUCUUGGCUGUGCACAGAUACGUAAGUACAUGGUAAACCAUAUAAGACACCAUGUAGCACAUAGUCUGACAACUCACACGCUCAGGGGUGGACCACGGACUGUUCAGUUUUGCUGUCUGAGGUGAAAGGGGAAGGCAUGAGCUGCCCACUGCCCAAUGUCCACAUUCCCUUGUUGCCCCAGCCAAAGCCUCUCUUACUGGAGUUGCACAGCUGAGGCUCCUGGGUUCUUGCAAGAAGCCCCUGUUGCACAAUCUCGCUAGAACUUGGAAGCUGCAGCAGCUGCUUCUCCUUUCUCCUCUGGUGGUGACGGCAGCAGGAGCGCAUCCCUGGGUUAUAAUUCAAUGGUCACUUUUUGUCUUAAUAGGGCUGAGGAAUAUGGACCAGUCCUGCGUUUAAAUGCCUUUCACAAAGUUGCAUUAUUAGUAUCAGCCCCUGAAGGAGUAAAGGUACGCUAUGAAACAUUAUCUCUCCCAAGACUGAAAGCGAACAUAGUAUAAAAAGAGAAAAUGGAGCUCAAUUUCACAACUGAAAUGGCAGGUGUGUAAAUGAGCAACUCAAAUGCUAUUUUGGGUAUUGGAAUUGUCCGUUCCUCACAUGCUUCAGUCAGGCUGUCCACUGUUAUUUUCAAAAAGGCAAAAAAAUAAAUAAAUAUGUUUUUAAAGCACAGCACGAACAUUUAUGCAUUCUUCCCUUUUAAUUGUGUUUUCAUUUUUUAAAGUAACAUUUUUAUCCAAUUCAAAAUUAUUCUAGGGGUGGCUGGCUCUUUUGAGUUGAGUGGGGGGACAUCAGCUAGUCAGAACUGUGUACAAUUUCUGUUUUAAACUUGUAGAACAAUCUACAAGUACGUCUCCACAGCAGAGGAAUAGGUAUGUUUUGACUAAGUUCAGCGAAAGAGCUUCCAGUUUAGGCCCUCACUAUCGUAAAAAUAACUACAAUAUUUUGUAUUUUAAUGCAAUGCAAUCUUUGGCGAUCACUCGUAGCUGAGUAAGAUUGUCUUCCAUAAACACGGUUUUAACAAUGAGUCUGUAAGUGACUGUGGAGGCCAAUUCUGGAUCCACACGUCCUUCCACAGUAGGGACAUUGGUUUCCGGGUGGGAGUUGAUUAGCGCGUUUCUCCCUUGCAUCCUGAGUUCGAGUGUCUUCAAAGCCCAUGAUAACUUUGGUAAAGGCUGUUCUCCAAUUGGAGCGCUUGCAGGCAAGUGUUUCCCAAUGAAAUACAAGCAAAUCCCCUAUUUCCGCGGGGGGUUGUGUUCCAGGUCAAAAUGUGCAUUGGCCGAGCACACAGAAGCCUGUCUCAUUCCGUCCCCAUUCCUCCCUCUUCCGGGUCCAAAAGGACCCAUUCAUAACGGUUGAAUGCCAGUUGCCCAUGCCUAAAAUGGUUGCUACCUGUACAAUACAAUAAUAUUGCAUGUAACCUAAAUAGGAAGUGUAUUCCUCUCUCUGAAAUGGUAGUAUCUGAGAAAACAAUGCCAUGCUGGCUGGUGCUAAUGGGAACUGGAGUCCAACAAGCUCUGGAGAGCCACAUCUUGGCCACUUUAAAGCUAAUCUAGAUGGGAUUGCAUCAACCCUGUCCCAAACUGAAGCUUACCGGAGGCUAGCAUUCUUGACACGAAAUGUUUCUUUUUUAAAAUAUUCCCUUGAAAAUCUAUAGCUCUUUUCCCAUUUAUUUUUGUAUGUGUGAUAGUACUUUAUAUAACAUUAAAGGUACGUACUGGAACAUUGACUGAACAGAUUUCAUCUUAGGUGUACUUGACAUCACCAGAAUACCCAAAGGACCCCAUGGUAUACCGUGGUCUUCAUGAUAUGUAUGGCGUAAGGUAAGUAACAUAUGGGGUAAAGGUAAAGGUAAAGGGACCCCUGACCAUUAGGUCCAGUCAUGACCAACUCUGGGGUUGCGGCUUUAUUGGCCGAGGGAGCCGGCGUCCAGCUUCUGGGUCAUGUGGCCAGCAUGACUAAGCCGCUUCUGGCGAACCAGAGCAGCGCACGGAAACGCCGUUUACCUUCCCACCGGAGCAGUACUUAUUUAUCUACUUGCACUUUGACGUGCUUUUGAACUGCUAGGUUGGCAGGAACAGGGACCGAGCAACGGGAGCUCACCCCGUCACGGGGAUUCGAACCGCCAACCUUCUGAUCAGCAAGUCCUAGGCUCUGUGGUUUAAUCCACAGCGCCACCCGCGUCCCUUAACAUAUGGGGUAGAACAAUCCAAUAAUCAGCCAAGGCUAUCUGUUUUCAGAAAGUGAGUCAAAGCUACUAGCACGAGGUUAACAUGAAACACUCUUGCUUAAUUCAGAUACUGUAUUAGGCUGCAAUAAAAAUUACUAGGAAUUGGGAAGGCAAGCCAGCAUGAGCCUGUGGCAUGUUUAUCAUCCUCACACACACCUUGAAUAGCUAUCAGAACCAAGUUUUAAAAAAGACCCAGCAAAGGAAGAAUGGGUACAAAAACUUAUGGAAUAUGCAGAAAUGGCAAAACUUACCGGAAGAAUAAGAAAUCAAGAUAACAAACUUUUUAUAAAAGAAUGGAAAUGGUUUAUUGAAUAUUUACAGAUAAAUUGCAAACAAAUAAAGACUUUGGCAGGAUUAUUGCAAUAACAUGCAGUUUCAUAAGAGCAUGUAUUUAAAGAAGAUGAAUAAAUGAGCAAAUUCAGUUACAGUGGUACCUCGGGUUACAUACGCUUCAGGUUACAGACUCCGCUAACCCAGAAAUAGUACCUCGGGUUAAGACCUUUGCUCCAGGAUGAGAACAGAAAUCGUGCCAUCACGGCGCAGCGGCAGGAGGAAACCCCAUUAGCUAAAGUGGUGCUUCAGGUUAAGAACAGUUUCAGGUUAAGAACGGACCUCCGGAAUGAAUUAAGUACUUAACCCGAGGUACCACUGUAAUUUGGAUAUGCAGCAGAUAUCAAAAAUUUAAGGAACCGCAGAAAGAGGGGGAAGGAAGUCAAGUUUUGAAAUGUCGAAAUGACUGUAUCAGUGAAAUGUAUAAAAAAAAUGUUUAAAAAAAGAACCAGGUUAAACAAACAAACAACCCCAUGGCCUUUAGAAGCAAACUAGAGCAUUCCCAGAGGGGGGAGAGAAAGAGAACCAUGACCUCUGAACCAGGCGUAAAAUAAUGCUAUUUUUCUGUUGCUGCCUUUUUCAGAUUUCUAGGGCAGGGCUUGUCAGCUGUUCCUGACUACAACCAUUGGCACAACCAGAGGAGAAUCAUGGACCCGGCCUUCAAGCCAACGUGAGGCAAAAACAAUUGUUUGAAAUAGGCUGCCUGUUUCUCUUCAGGAGAUUCCGUUGGCCUCAGUCUGUCUUGCUAAACGUACAGACCAUUCUGAACGGGUUUACUGUGAGAAGCAAAUCUUCCCUUCUGUUCAGUGUUCCUUUGUUCCUUGUGACAAUGUCCAGAGACUUUUUUUGUUACAUCCUUGUAAUUAUGCUGGUUAGGAUCCAAACCCAGUGCAGGGUGGGCCAGUUCUGAGGGGGGAAAGCAGCAGGUGGUCACGGUGGCACUCCAAAAACUGUGUUUGUUGACUUGUGUAAAAUAAGGGUAGAAUGUACUAUGUGGAUCAGGAUUAAUUUCAUUCUAAAGUUGGUGUAACUGAAAGCCCGAGGGCUAUCUAUCGCAAAUGGCUGAAAGCCUGAGGGCUAUCUAUCGCAAGUGACUGUCAGAGGAAAAAACAGCCCCAAUGCAUGUUUUCCAGAGAUAAAUCAUUUCAGUUGAUGCUGUGUCAUGCAAAUGUGCAAGAGUUAUAGCAGAGUUUUAUGAAAGAGCAGCCUCUUAGCCAUAGCUGUCGACUUUUCCCUUUUCUUUUCCCUUUUCUUGCAAGGAAUCCUAUUUGGAAUAAGGGAAUUUCCCUUAAAAAAAUGGGAAACGUUGACAGCUAUGCUCUUGGCAGCGUGGUUCCCUGGAACAUUCUCCCCUCAUAAGCUUCAUUUAUUUCAUUCCAUUUAUGAAUUGCGUCCAAACAAAUAUUUCAAAGCAAAUUAACCAUAAAAGCAAUUACAACAAUUUGAUGUAUAAAAGCAGUUAAAACAACUUCAAAUCUGCACUGAGAGGGAAAAAAUAUCACAUUAAAAUGCCCUUUUAGCCAAUAUGGGCGGCACCUGUCUAAUCCGUAACGGAAUGGAGUUCCAAAAUGUACACUGUAAUAAAGUACCCUCUGUGUCCAUGCCUCUAUGUGUUGAUAGUGCUGUCGUAAUUCUUCUGAAAGUGCUGAGGGCCUUCUAAACUCUUUAGGCGGUAUGGAUUGUGCCGUUCUGUUUGCAGCCUUUGUGUCUCUGCUUGAUCGUCUCUCUGUUUGUUUCCAUGUAUGAAGCUUGAACCCGGAAGGCUUGUCUCAGGACCCACUGUACAGUCCCUGUCUGAAACGCUUCCUAAAAUUAAGUGACCAUAAUUCCCUAUAAUGCCAAACACAGAUGGACUCAUAGCUAUAGUCUGGAAGCGAGAGGGCCAACCGAAACAAAGGUAGCACAUUCUGCAUGUAACAUAUGACUCCCUUGAUAAUGAUAUUACUUUGUUAAGUGAGAAACAAAUAAACCAAUAAAUGGCUUAUUAAGUACCAGUGAGUUGAUAGGAACAAUUAAAUGCAUUUCCUGUGUUGCAUUUCCUGCAUUGCAGGGGGUUGACUAGAUGACUCCAACUCUACAAUUCCAUAAUUCUAUGAAAUAUAUUGAGUGCUGAAUGGUGAAAAAGGAGGAGGGAAUUGAGUUGCCUGAGCACCCCUCAGUUUAUUAUGACUGGAGGGAGAUAUUAGAGGUUCUCUUUCCCCCUGCUAUAUUGGGAAGUUUCAGGCAAGAGGAAAGAAUUAGGAUACAAUUUCGCUUUCUGGCUCACCAGACCUUCUCUCCUUUCCCUGCCCCUAAAUCUCUCAAGUGCUCACAUUUACUAGUUUCAGUGUCAGGAUCGUUAGCAAUUAAUUGCACAGUGUAGGAUGGUUUCAGGACGAUGGAGGAGUGUCAUUUUCUUCCCCUUCCCACCCCCCUUGUGAAAAACUCUAUGAGCUACAAAUCAAUGGCAGGGAAAAGGCUCAGGAAUGUGUGUUUCAGUCAGGGCUGGAUGUAGGUUUGCUGAGGCCCUAAUCUACUGGAGGUAAUGGGGCCCUUUAUAUGUCUAGCUGUCCUUUGUCAACAACAAAUUGUCGCUGUUUUUUGUGUGUUGAAUAUAUGCUAUGUGGUAAUUUAUGGACCUAAUAGGUAUCCAAAGCCAUUUGCAAAUAACAAAAUAGAAACCUACACAACACAAAACACUGUUGCUGUAUGUAGGUUUUAUUUUAUUUGUUUUUUAUCUUAUAUUUUGGAAAUGUACAUCCAGUUUUUUCCCCUUUAAUUUUUUUUGGGGCCCCCAAGAGAGUGGGGUCCUAAGCUAUAGCUUGUUUAGCUUAUACGUAAAUUGGGCACUGCUCUCGGUAUAUAUAUUCUCCUGCUCUGGAGGGUAAGACCCUAACCAAUGGCUUUAAGUUACAAGAAAGGCGAUUCCAACUAAACAUCAGGAAGAACUUUCUAACAGUAAGACCUGUUAAGCAGUGGAACAGACUCUCACGAGAGGUGGUGGACUCUCCUUCCUUAGGGGUUUUUAAGCAGAGGUUGGAUGGCCAUCUGUCAUGGAUGCUUUAGCUGAGAUUCCUGCCUUGCAGGUGGUCGGACUAGAUGGCCCUUUGGCCCUCUUCUAUGGGUUCUUUGGGUGGAUGGGAGGGCUAAGGGAUAUCCUCCUUCUCAUUGCCUUCACUAGAUCUGUUUUGUACAGAAUGCACAGUGUGUUAACAUGUGUGUGCUUGUACUCCUGAGUGUUAUACGUGUGUGUGUGUGUGUGUGUGUGUGUGUGUGUGUAGGAAGGUAUGUGGAUGUGCAUUCUUGGGGGAAACUUGUGCCUGCAUUUUGUUCACAAUGGAUGGCUCCAGCUUGCGAUUAUAUUUUUGUUUCAUUGACAUUUGUAUCACUUUUUGAUUGUCCAGUUACUUGAUGGGGAUGAUGGGAACUUUUAAUGAUGUAGCAGAAGAGCUUAUGGAGGUGUUGGAGAAAAAAGGCACUGGAGCAAAUGGAGUGGAUGUGAUGAGCCUGCUGAGAUGCGUGACGUUGGACAUCAUUGCAAAGGUACUCGCCGGAUGAAUUUCUCAUUUCCAUUAAGGAGCAGGGGCCGCCUCUUAACACAGAUGCCAACACACUGGGCCACAGCCAAACACAAAGUGCAAAGCUUAAGUUUAAUGAAGGAAUGCAAGAGGAAAGGGCUGAGAAUCCUUCGGAUAUCCGGGCCCGAGAUUGUUUAGGUGAUUAUUGCUCAAAACCUGAACUUUGGAGGCUCUCCUCUUAGCAAAUGGAACCACCUGUCUCUUCUACAAGAUCAGGGAAUAUAACGGCCUCAGUUGGCAUGAAAGAGAACUGACAGCUAUAAGUAACACUCAGAACUUUGACAAAUCUUCUGAUUUUUCUUAAUGUUCAUCAGGUGGCUUUUGGCCUAGAAUUGAAGACCCUGCAAGAUGACCAGACUCCUUUUCCUCAUGCUAUACUUAUGGUUACAAAAGGACUGAGCACUUCCCGCAUUCCUUUUUUUGAGGUCAGUGCAGGCUUUUCUCAAACACUCUCCCUGUCCGAUGCUGAAGUUAUUGCCUCCCAAGCUAAUUCAGAAUGGGGGGGAGGGGGUAAUGUGAAAUUCUGAGAUUGGACUUCUUUUGCAGGAGUGGUUGUAAGUUCCAGGAGUCUCAAAAUGAGGACCGUGACAUUGGGACCCUAGUAUCUUGGGCGAUGUCACUAUGAAACCUUCCUUUUGCUUCUUAACUUUUCAUUUCACUUUUAAUUUGUAAACCCCCUUUCUAUAUUGCUAUACACAAGGCAGUUUACAAGCUGAAAAGGCAUCAAAACAUUCAACAGAGAUCACACACCUUCUAACAAGCUGAUCCAAUACAAAGAAGUCAUAAUAAAAACAUAACUUUGAAAAUAAGCAACUUAUAUCAAAGUAAUAUUCAAUAAUCCCAUAAUAGUAAACAACCAAACUGAACACCAGCAAAUAAUAAUUAACCAGAAAUUCAAUCUUAACACUUACAAUAAAUCAUUACUAAACUAUAAUCAAGAAAAAUAGCAGCAAGGCACCAUGCAUAAAAUGCCAAAAUACAUACAAAACCAUGUAAUUUAUUUUUCUAUUAAUGUAAAUAAAAUCCCUGAACUCUUCCUGUGCUGCGUUUACGUUUUAUGCUGGCAUUCUCAUAUAACAAUGCCUAUUAUUUGUGCAGUAUUUGCCAUGGAACAGGAAAGUAGUUAAAGAGAUUCAGGAAAGCGUAAGGUUGCUGCGAAAUACUGGGAAGGAGUGCAUUGACCAGAGGCAGAAGGCCAUGAAGAAUGGAGAAGAGAUCCCAUUGGAUAUUCUCACUCAGAUACUGAAAAUGCAAGGUAAUAUACUCUUAAGCAGUUCCAAUUAUGAAAUGCUCUGGGGUUGCUUUGCUGUAGCCCCUAGGGUAUUGGGAUCCAGAUGUUGUUGUUGUUUGUUGUUGUAGCCAUUUAGUCGUGUCCGACUCUUCGUGACCCCAUGGACCAGAGCACGCCAGGCACUCCUGUCUUCCACUGCCUCCUGCAGUUUGGUCAGACUCAUGCUGGUAGCUUCGAGAACACUGUCCAACCAUCUCGCCCUCUGUCGUCCCCUUCUCCUUGUGCCCUCCAUCUUUCCCAACACCAGGGUCUUUUCCAGGGAGUCUUCUCUUCUCAUGGGGUGGCCAAAGUAUUGGAGUCCCAGCUUCAGGAUCUGUCCUUCCAGUGAGCACUCAAGGCUGAUUUCCUUAAGAAUGGAUAGGUUUGAUCUUCAAUAUACUGGUUCUUAAUAAGCAGGACUAUUUAUUGCAUAAUUCUGGUAUUUCUGAUGAGCUGUGGGUGGGUUGUUGGGUUUUUUUGGUGUGUUUUUUUUGUUUUGUUUUGUUCCUGUGAUGUUUGCUUGACUAUUGAGGUCACAUUUCCCCAUCUACAUAAUAUCUAUAUUGUAUUUUUGGAAUGUCUUGGAAUUUGCCCACCUUCAAAGAGGUGUCUCAACCUUGUGCUUUAUUGUCUGUCUCGACAGAUCAGGAAGGGAACUAUGACGAAGAAAAUUUGCUGGACAAUUUUGUCAACUUCUUCUUUGCAGGUUGGCAGAUGUUUUGCUUUUUGAAAUUAAAUAUACAAUCACCCCCCCAAUGGACCGAGGAAGUUCUGCAGGCAGAAAUGGGCUUUUUACAUGUCCAACCAAUGUAUAUGCCGAUUAGUUGCCUUUUCAUCUGCAGUGUGGGCCCUGUAUUUGUGGGCUGCUUUUUCAGACAGAUCACACUCAAAGCAGUUCAUAAAACAUUCACUUGGGCCCAGUUGAACUAGCUGGAUUAUAUUGAGCAGCUAGUUUCCCUAGAUGGGGAACCUUCAGUCUACAGGCCAAUAUUGACACACCAAGUGGUCUAAUUUGGCCUGUGCAGCCAUUUUGCCCAGACAGCGCCCAUCUCUCCAUGAGUUGUCCUAACUGGUGACAUAACCUGAUGGUUGGGAGGACAGAGUUAUUAUAUCCUGCCUUGGCUGUGCACCUUGUUCCUAGCAAGGAACAGGAUCAUGCAGGCAAGGCAGCAGGGUUUAAUCCCUGCUCAUCAGCUGAUGAGCAGGAAUCAAAACUCUUUGCAUUUAUUUGCUAAGUGAACGUGUGCGCCCAUGGUGGGAUGGGUGGUGGCCACAGCUGGAGAGCCACCCCCACCAUCAAUGCUGCCGCCUGCCUUAUUGCUUAAAUGAGAAGCAGAGUUGCUUCAAAGAGUGCACUAAGCUCUUAACAAAAGAGUAGCAUUUUAUUCCAACUACAACAUAGCCAGAACAUAGCUGACUUGAGAGGUAAAUAGCGAGGAACACUUCCACACCAAACUACUCAAGUUUCUGAAAUUGUGAUGUUUAGUUUUAUUCCUAUCUCCCUGCCCUACCCAAUUAGAUUCUCUAUCCUGCAGGUCAUGAAACCACUGCUAAUCUGUUGUCAUUCACCAUAAUGGAGUUGGGGCGGCACCCUGAGAUUGUUGCAAAGUAGGUAAACAGCCUUGUCUGCUUCGUUUCCUUUUCAUUGUUUCCUUAACUUGUCUGUGAUUAUAGUUUCAGCAGAUUGCAAUGUCUUGUUUUUAUUUUUUUAAAGGUUUCUGACUUGUGGGGCUGUGGAGAGGAGAAUAGUUCACACCAUGUUGUUGUUGUUGUUGUUGUUGUUGUUUUGUACAUAGGAACAGUCCUGGCCAUGUUUAAAUACUUGUCCAUAUGGACACCUGGAAUGUAUGAACCAGGUCAUGGUUAUCGUCAUCUGCAAUUAAUCACAGCCUGUACAGGCUUGAGAAUGGCUAUUGACUUUGCAUCUGGGAUUGCUUGGUUUUAUCCAUGCUAACUUUUAUCCAUAUGAGCAAGUACAGUGGUACUUGGGUUACAGACGCUUCAGGUUACAGACUCCGCUAACCCAGAAAUAGUACCUUGGGUUAAGAACUUUGCUUCAGGAUGAGGACAGAAAUUGUGCAGCGGCGGCGGCUGGAGGCCCCAUUAGCUAAAGUGGUACCUCGGGUUAAGAACAGUUUCAGGUUAAGAAUGGACCUCCAGAACGAAUUAAGUACUUAUCCUGAGGGUACCACUGUACCAAAAGAUGGUCAGGACCAUUUGUACAAAAAUGACCCCUAAGACCUUGCAUACUCAAAACAGUACAAUCAUCAUCCCCAGCCACUCUUGGCUGCUUCCAGCAAAAUAUAAAAAAAUAAUAAGAUGUCAAACAUUAAAAACUUCCCGAUGCAGGGCUGCCUUCAGGUGUCUUCUAAAAGUUGUGUAGUUCUUUAUCUUUUAAAGCACAGUUACCAUUUGCCCAUCUGAUUCACGUGAUUAUAUGAAUGUUUAUUCCUCCAGAUUGCUAUUUUCCUUGUAAGAAAGGAACAGCUGCCGAUAAUAUCAGUUGCAAGAAAAUAUGAGCAGUCUCUUUUAAAAGAUGUAGCCAAUAUUAUGCAGUGGUCCAGUUCAUUUUUAGACUAUCUGUCUGUCUAUCUAUCUGACAACCAUUCUUUCCCCAGUUAAACUCUUGCAAGCGGGGAGUGAAACGUAUGUUUUUACUGAAUCUGCUAAGUGCUCUUCCAAAAUGACUAUACCACUCUACAAAUGUAAGCCGUGUCUUCACCUUAAGUGUAGUCCCUUGGACCUCAGUCCAUCAGUCCAUUCACAGUGGAACCACUGACCAUUUUGCCAAUAUAAGGACAAUAAAUCCUGAUCUUUUCAAAUACAGAAAUCUUACCUUUUAGCAGAAAUGAUCAGUGGUCAUUAUUUGACUAAAGCUUCUCCUGUUUUUCCUUCUUAGGCUUCGGGAGGAAGUAGACAAGGUCAUUGGUAUGAACAGAGACAUUGUCUAUGAAGAUCUUGGGAAUCUCAAAUACUUAUCACAGGUACACGUGAAUAACAAAGCCACAGAUAACCCUUGCUAUGCCUUAGGGCAGCUGGAAAGAAUAACACAUUGGUUUCCAAAUGAAACUUAAAGCCUAGUUCUUGGUAUCUUUCUAAGCAAAAGAUGUCUCAGAUAUGGUAAGGAACAUGUUCCAGGAUUCUUGCAGAGAAAUCUUAUAAGAACUUGUAACUGUUGUGUGAAAUCUGAGCAGCAACGUUAACACAAUGUGAUACGUCUCAUUAGCCAAAAUUUUCAACGUGGCUAUGUGGGGCUUCCCUUGAGGCUAGCCUGGGAUCUGGCGCAGAAUUGGGCAGUUAGGUUGCUGAAUGGAGUGGCCUAUCACAAGCAUGUUACACCUUUGUUCAAGGAGCUACACUGGUUGCCAAUUUGCUACCAAGCCACAUUUAAGGUGUGACUGAGAUGUAAAGUUGAGAUGCAUAUAUUGUUCCACACCACUCCUAGCUCGGUUGAUCAGUGUGAGAUUCCAAGGGUUACAGGCGUUCUUUGACCCAGUGUCUAUGUUUCCUUUUGGACAAUGAGGCACAGCGGAAACUGUGGCGUCAUUAUGAUAUAUGGUUUAUUUACACAAAUAUACAACCUGAGUCUACCAUGGAGGGAUUUCCAGCAUUACAUUCCAAGAGAUUCUGGCUUCUGCCAUAGCCACAACAUUGGAUUCAAAAUGGACAUCAGCAUGCUGAUUUGACUCUCUCACCAGCACACCACUUAUGAACUCUGCUCCUUUACUCCUUACUGCCAUUCUAAACUCUAACUUCCCCUAAAAUACUGGCAUUGUCUUUUAAACUAAACCCUCUGUUGAGGGAGGGACCAAACCCACACACCUGGAAAUGAGAUUUGCCCUUCAUCCUUUGUGUCAUCUAAAUGGCCCAUCCCCAGGCUAACACUCAAAAGGAAAUUACCUGCUUUUACGCUUGACUUAAUUACCGUAAAUGAUUAACAAGGUCUAGCACAUGGUUUAAAUCAGUUUCCCAUCAUCCCUCACUAGCAGAACCAGUGGUUAGGGAUGAUGGAAACUGUAGUCCAAAAACAGCUGGAGACCCAAGUUUGGCAAACCCUGGUAAAUACACACUGGGUCUGGCCAAAUUUUUAUUAUUUUAAGUUUUGUAAACUACUUCCAAACAAGACAAAACAAAAUGGCGAUCAACAAGUAUGUCUUAUAAAUAUAUAAAUCAAUUUUCAACUUCUCAGGUUCUCAAAGAAGUCUUGCGGUUGUAUCCACCGGCUGCAGCCACUCUGCGCUUGUCGGGAAAGGAAAACGUCAUUGAAGGAAUCAGAAUUCCAGAAAACACCUCCCUGAUUGUGAGUCUGUUGAAUGGAUAUGGCCAUGAGUGGUUAUCUCAAAUGCAAUGGACUUCAAUACCAAACCUGUCUAAUGGCAUCACUGAUACCUUCUCUGUAUUAAAAGAGCAACACUGGUUGUUCCAUUUUAUUCUUAGGAUAUAUGCAUGUCAUAUCUCGGUGGAAAGGUGAUGGACAGGCAAUAACUGUUUUGGUAGUAUUGCACUUGUUGGGUGUUAACUGUAGUCACUGUGGUCUGCUAGAAAGCUUCACCUGCAAGUUAGAGCAUGGGGCUCUUAAUCUCAUAAUCAUGGGUUUUAACCCCACAUUGGGCAAAAGAUUCCUGCAUCACAGUGGGUUGGACUGGAUGACCCUCAUUGUCUCUUCCAACUCUAUAAUUCUAUGAUGUUUCAAAGAUCUCGGAAACCUUUUCCACAGUAACUCGGAGCAGGCCUUUCCCUGUGGCUACCCUUGUUUUGUGAAAUAGCGUCCCUGUCGUGAUACAACGAACACCCACUACCUGCACUUUCGGGAAACAAUUGAUGACAUUUUUGCUCUGGCAGGCUUUCCCAGCUGCAUGAAUGGGUCUUUGCCAGGAUUCAACAAAGAGAAAACGCAUCCAGCAAAUGCCAUGGAUGUGAUUUGAGCAGUAUGGGCUUGCGUAAAAGAUGAAUGCCUGGGGAAAUAUGUCAGGAUGUAAUGAAAACAUUACAAUCAGCUAUGCAUUUGCCUCUUUUUGAAGUGUGACUCUCCUCUUUGCAGUUCUGCACCUAUGUCAUGGGACGUCUGGAAAAAUUUUUCCAUGAUCCACUUGUCUUUGACCCUGACCGUUUUAAGAGUGACCAGCCAAGGUGAAUGUGCUAUAUUGUUUAUUUUUACCAUGGUGUGUUUACUACUAAGAAACCCAGAUUUAAAGCAAUGGUUUGUUGUUGGCUUACAAAUCUUAAUUUGUUUUAACUGCUGCUUUGCAUUAAGCGUGAACCCACCUCACAUACUUAUCAAGCUACAAAGGCUCAAGGCAAGAGCAGCUGGAAGACUAACCAAACCAAGGUUUGUUUGUCUGCAGAACAACUCAUGAUCAACUCAUGAUUUGUUAAACAAACCAUGGCUUAGUAUUAUGUGAGAGCUAGGCUAGCAGCAGCCAGCCCAGUCUUUGAGAUCUGCAAGGAGGGCUUACUGAUCACUGUACAGGUCAUUGAAAGAAGCCUUACGUCAUGAACAUUUCUGAAAUUUCCUACCAGGCCUCCUAAAACCCUAAGAAUUAGCUUUUUUUGGAGAUUUUUUUGUUUGCUUUAAUGUUAUCUGCAUUGCAAAUUGCCCUGUGGGUUUGGCAAAGAGCCGUCUAUUAAUAUAUUCAAUAAAUGAUAAUGCAUAUCAUUGUAAAUACUGGGAACCUGGUGAAUGUUGGCAUUUACUGGUAAUUCUUAGGAUUUUAGGAGGCCUGGUAGAAAAUGUCAGAAAUGUUCAUGACCUAAGGCUUCUUUCAAUGUCCUGUACUUGUAUGGCAUGUGUGCAUUUACUGACAGUGCCUCAUUGGCUUUAAUAUUUAGAUUUAAAUGUCAGAUGUUUCUGACAUCUCCAUGAGUUUCACAAUAUCUUAAGAGAUACCAGUUAGUGCAACUCUUAUUAAAGUUGCAAAGUGAGCAGAUAUAAAAAGUUGAGGCUUCUCUGAAGUCUUCAACAGCACCUAGAUCUGGAGAAAUUAGCACAAGGAACACUUUAUAGCAUACAAAUAAGUAUCUUUCCGUCCUAAUCUCUGCAGUCCAAGCUGCUAUUAAAGACACAGGAAUCCCAACACCUACGCAGGACAUGUCAACAAAACCACUUUAAGCCACUUUCUUUUUUUAUUAUUAUUUUAGGCAUUACUAUUGCUAUUUCCCAUUUUCCUUGGGUCCUCGUUCCUGUAUCGGACAGAAGUUUGCAAUGGUAAGCAAGACAAUUACUCUUAAAGGGGCAUUUAAGGCCUUUGAUGCAAUCUGUCCAGUGUCUGCAGCAUAUGGGGGGCUGUGUUAAAUUUAUAACAGAAAUGGUAGGGUAUGGUAUAACAAGGGUUUAUAGCAGCAGAUUUUCCAACUGCACAGAGUCCAAGACAUCCCACACCAGGGACGGAUCUAUAUUCAUGGUUUUUAACGUUAAGGAAGGGGUAUGGAAUAAUAAUAACAAUAAUUUAUUAUUUAUACCCCACCCAUCUGGCUGGGUUUCCCCAGCCACUCUGUGCGGCUUCCAACAAAAUAUUAAAAUACAAUAGUCUAUUAAACAUUAAAAGCUUCCCUAAACAGGGCUGCCUUUAGACCACAGCACCACCCACAUCCCUUUAACGUUCAUAAUGUGUUAUUUAAAUGUGACAGCAGAGGGUGAUGCAGAGCAACCAGCAGCAGGGAGACAGCGUUUUGACGGGUGGGCGGGCGGGGACAAACAAGGUAAAAAAUGCUUUAAUGAACAAGUAUGCCCUGUGACGUUUCAGAACGACAUAUAUAAUAUCGUUCUAAUAACGUUAAACAGGUCAUUGUAGAUCCAGCCCGGGAUUGGUUUUCUGUUUGUUACAGCAAUCACUGGUGUGGAGUACUGGCACCUGCUUUUUCUGUUGCCUAUGACAGCCAUUUUGUGCUGGCACCCACCCACCACACUAUCAAUAUACUAGCUGGAGUAUGUGCCCUUUGUCUACAGCUGGCACUCUUAUGUCCUCUUUGUCCAUAUGCUUAGUACCCACUCACUGUUUUAUUUUUGUAACAGAUGGAGGCCAAAGUAGUCAUGGCCAAAUUGCUGCAGAGGUUUGAAUUCCAGCUGGUUCAGCCACAGAGCUUCAGGGUUCGGGAUGCUGGCACCCUGAGGCCUUACGAUGGUAUAGACUGCAGACUGAAACUACGCCAUCAGUAUGACUGAAUGUGCUACAUCGCGAAAUGCGUUUCAGAAUUUCUGUGGGGCCGCAUUGAAAGUGUGUUUGUGUGUGUGAAAUUACUUUUAAUCUCGAUAUAUACCGAUAGCAAAAGAAAAAAUAAUAAAAGAGUUCUGAAAUCUAUAGGCUUUAUUUCAAAGACCCAGUCAAAGACCCAGUCUGGCACCCACAAACCCAUGUGCAUUUGCAUGCACACAGGCUGGGAGCCUCAGUGCCAGGGGUCAGCAAACUUUUUCAGCAGGGGGCCGGUCCACUGUCCCUCAGACCUCGUGGGGGGCCAGACUAUUUUGGGGGGGGGCGAAUGAACAAAUUCUUAUGCCCCACAAAUAACCCAGAGAUGCAUUUUAAAUAAAAGGACAUAUUCUACUCAUGUAAAAACAUGUUGACUGUCCGCGGACCGGAUUUAGAAGGUGAUUGGGCUGGAUCCGGCCCCCAGGCCUUAGUUUGCCUACCCAUGCUCAAUGCCAUGCCUCUGGAGGCUUCACCCAGUGCAAAAAACCUGGCCUGCCCCCCCCAAUAGCUAUGACACUGACCUCCCCUUUGACAUAUAUGAAGCAGCCACCAUCACUUGUUUCAGAUGUCUUGUAAAGAUUUAGCUUUUUGCCCACGCUUUCCUUUACCCAUAAAAGUGGACUCUGUCUAUGUGGUUUUUUGCUUUGUCUUGUUUUUAUUUGCUCUUACUGGUUUUUAUAUAUUGCUAUUUUAUUGGGGUUUAGGUAGUAUUUUUGUUUGCUUGUUUGUUUGUUUUUUAAUACUGUAUACUGUAUCAUGUAGAGAUUUUUAAAAUGUUAUGCAGUUACUUUUAAUUAAAUGAAAAAUGGAAAAAUGAAAACAAUGGAUAACGGUAUGGUGUUGGGUACUCUUUAAAAAGCAGUGAAUGAAACGCAAAAGAAAGAAAAGGCAACUGUGGAAACACCCAGAUCUAUAAUAUUGGGCUGCAACCAACGUUCUCUGUCUGCUAGUACAGAGGGGCAUUUGCAGUGCUGUGGAGGGCAGGGGGGGGGGGUACUGGGAGAAAUCAAGGAGUGCAUAUGUCAGUGUUCUCCCUUCUCACUGUACUCAAACAUCUCCCUCUUCCAUUCCUCAGCUGCCUUAGGUGAGAGAGAUAAAAGAUGUGGAGCCCUCAAAUAUUUCAUGGUAACUUCACGCAAUGCAUUUCACUUCUGGUGCCUUGUGUUGUCCUCAACAUGAAGUUCCCCGACUCGAUGUAGUAAUUUAGAACAAAUAUUUCAAAUGAUAAGUGAAUACCCGUAUUGGUACAACUUCCAUCAAUGGAACCUUCUUUAACUGAACAAGCUAAGUGACAGGUUCUUUCUUGGGAUUCUAUUCAUCUUCGUUUGCUGUAGACAUCCAUCUGUCUCAAGAUGUCGCUGAAGUGACUUCCCUGAGGUGCAAGCCUCGGCAGUUUGUGUGGAGUUCCUGGGCUGCUCAGAUGACCUCCCUCUUGGCCUCACUGAUGUGAUCCAAAGGGAAGCAGAGCAAUACGCUUGGCACCAGCUUGGCUGCAGGAGUUGCCAGGAAGGAGGUGUACAAGGUGCCACCCAACUGUCUUAAAGACUCCACUCUGGAUUUGUGUUGGGUUUACUCAUUGACCUUCUCCUCUCCCAAAGAUAUCCUGCAACACAGGAGAGGUUUGAGACCAGAGUUUUCCUUCUCCUAGAUGGGCUACCUUCCCAGGUUGCCAAGCCCCAUCUGCCCCUCAUUUCCCUCUGCAGCAUGUGCAGAAACCACCUCCUUAACUGUUAGACCCACUGUUGGUCUCAUCCUCUCAAUCUGCCAGAGCCUCUCUUCACAUGCAGGGGAAGUCCCUAACUCACCAAGGGUUUAAGGCCUAUUGGCUACCCUCACCUGGUUUAGCUGUCCAGUUGAAGCUGUUCCAGGGUGUGGUUGCUGUUGCAUGCCGACAGCUUCUAGAAGCCACAGGUGAGAGCCAAGUGCAAGGUGGAGACCAAAGGUGGACAAACUACCUCAGAAGGAGCACGAUGUGUUCCCCAUCAGAGGUACUGUCCCUCCCUUAACACGCCAUGCAAAAUACCCCAAUAUGUAUUAUGGCUUUUUAAACCAUGCCAGAGAGGAAAAGAACAAGGUUGAAAUCAAUAGGUCCAAGCUAUUUAUUAACUGCCCUGUGUAUAGAAAUUUAGAAAGGUAGUAUACAAAUUAAAUGAAAUGAAGGUCAGGAAUGUGGUCCUCUUGCUGUUGGACUCCAACUCCCAUAUGCCCCAACCACUAUGGCCAAUGGUCACAUAUAAUAGGAACUGCAAUCUAACAACAUCUAGAGAUCCACUGACUCUCCAUCUCUCCUGUAUCCAAUAAUCAAGGCAGAAGUAAAUCAUACUUUAUUCUGGAAUCUGCAGUGAGUGCCCAGCGCUGCUCAGGAAUUCGUAGAAACCAAAACGUAUUUUGAUUUUAAAAUGGAUAGUAUAAAUUGUGAGUUUGGGCCCUUCAGGCCCCAAAUCAGGCAAAGUCACACCAAGGCCACGUUUCUGCCUGCCAUCUUGAUUCAAAAUGGCACCCGGUGUCCAGGUGUCUGCAAAGACUGCUGCUCCCACCUUGGGAAUCCUUGUGCCACGUUAGACAGCAGUAUCUCAAGCGGAGGCUGAACUCGUAGAGAACAGACAGACAGACCACUUUCCAUAAUAAAUAGUAGAUAAAAGUAACAACCAUAGUAAUACUGAACAAGUAUGUCUGGGCUUAGCAAUUCUGCACUGUGACUUCCCAUCUUUAUUUAAAGGCUGACUCCUUUUUGCUAUUACUCUCAGCUGUGUUAAAAGAAGACUUGAAAGGAAACACCAUACUGAAUCACCAGAGUUUUCUUCAUCCGUGUUAGACAGCACACACCUAUCUUUGUAGCUGUAUCCUAUUGCAAACUUAUGGGAUGGGGAAGAAUGACUUUUAUGCUUGACCUUUGAGCUGUAUUGUUCUAAUUCUCAAUUACUGUGAUUGCCUUCCGUUGAGGUUGCGUUGCAUCUAGUUAAUCAUUUCUUAGUGACCCACCUUUGUACAGGAAAAGGGAAUGAAGAAAACAUAAGCGUUUUUAUGGCAUUUACUCCCACAAGGGGUAGUGACAGCCAUCAACUUGCAUUGCUAUAAAUGAGGACUAGGCAAUAUCAUGGAGGAUAAGGUCAUCAGUGGCUGCUAGCCAUUAUGGCUAUGUCCUACUUUUACUGUUGGAAGCAUUAUGCCUCGUUGGCUACCAGUUGCUAAGAGCCACAGAUGCGAAGAGAGCUGUUGUGGUCAGAUCCUGUUUGCGGGAAUCCCAUGGGCAUCUGGUUGGCUCCUGCAAGACAGGAUACUGGACUAGAUGUGGAUACUCAGUCCUCAUUGGCCUGUUUGACACAUUUUCCAGCUUCCUGUAUCUUCCUUCCUUCCUCCCUUCCUUCCUUCCUUCCUUCCUUUCCCCCCAGGGGGAAGAGGGCGGUGGUGCAGACUCCCCCCCCCUAAAAAAAACACUCCAGUGUCUCCAAGAACCAAUUCUUCUUCUUCUAGCAGGGAAAGAAAGGGAGAUUCCUGGUUGCGGAUUUCCCCUCCUGCUUUGGGAGGUUGGGCUGGGGAGAUAAGUUCCUUUGGACCUGCUCCCAAUCAAGGCAGGCACUCGGGGCUGCUCUCACCCUUUCCUCACUGUCCUCCGCACUCCCCUCCUCCUCCUCCUCAGCUGGGGCUACUGCGCAUGGGGAGGCAGGGAAGGUGACCUAGAUGAUCAGAGGUCUGGAAGCCAAGCCUUAUGAGGAAUGGUUGAAGGAGCUGGGUAUGUUUAGCCUGGAUAAGAGCAGACUGAUAGGAGAUACGACUGCCAUCUUCAAAUAUCUCAAGGGCUGUCACAUGGAAGAGGGGAGAAGCUUCUUUUCUCCUGCACUGAAGUAGGGUUGCUAUGUCUUGAAGAGCAAGAAAGGGAACAGCCUGAGCUGCUGCCAGCCUGAGCUGGGGGAAGAGGCCCUGCCAUGCCCGUGUGCCUCUUUCGCCGGCUCGAGCUGGCAGCAGCUGCAGCCAAACAAAAAACCCAUACCUACCCAACCCUGACAGUUCCAGUUGGACAUGUUGGUCCUCCCCCCCGAAAAAGACAUGUCCAAGAUUUCCCAGGUGUAUGGCAACCCUACUCUGGAGGGUGGGACUUGAACCAAUGGCUUCAAGUUACAAGAAAGGAUAUUUUGACUAAAUAUUCGGGGGAAAACUUUCUGACAGUAAGAGCUGUUCGGCAGUGGAAGAGUCUAACUCCUUGGAGGUUUCUAAGCAGCGGCUGGAGGGCCAUCUGUCAUGGAUGCUUUAGCUGAGAUUCCUGCAUUGCAGUGGGAUUGGACUCAAUGACCCUCAGGAUCCCUUCGAAUUCUACGAUUCUAUGUUCUGACUGGGUGCUUUGGCAUUGUGCCAACUCCUAAAAUUAAAUCCUUUGGUCUUCCGAAUGGACCAUCAUUUGGUCCUUCUGACUCAAUCUGAUUGCAGGGACUGUAUGUUUAAGUAAAGGUUCCUCCUACUGCAUCCCAGCCUGGCUCCUCCCAAACUGUAAAGGGAUUUAUUGCCAAAGCAACAACUCCAGGACUCCAAGGCAGAGUCAUUUAAACUUUGGAGGCUUGGCAUUGCAGCUUUGUGGCUUGAGCUCCUGGCUGUCAUGGAUGUGCCAGAGGUGAUCUGGGGCUUGCUGCGCAUUUUGCUCGCGGUGGCCCUUCUGGCUUUUGGCCUUUAUUGCUGCUACAUAAAAUCAAUCCACAUGAAGUAUGAUCAUAUCCCUGGCGCCCCAAGGGUGAGGUAAGAGGCUGGUGGGGUUGUGAUACUUAAUGGGAGAUGCCACAGGGAGGGGGCUGCUAAUUCUCUUGGACCUCCGAAUCGCAAUGUACAAAUGUGUGUCUUGUGUGUUUUGUGGCCAGACUUUGACAGGAGGAGGGGGCAGGGCUGGCAGGGCAUUCCUGCACAGGAGGAAGGAGGUGGUGGUGGGCUUUUCGCCUCAGGUGGCAGAACAUCCUGACCCUGGUGUGGCUGGUUGUAGUAUCUGGAAUACAGUGGUGCCCCGCAAGACGAAUGCCUCGCAAGACGGAAAACCCGCUAGACGAAAGGGUUUUCCGUUUUGGAGGUGCUUCGCAAAACGAAUUUCCUAUGGGCUUGCUUCGCAAGACGAAAAUGUCUUGCGAGUUCCUGCAGGGUUUUUUUCCUCCCCCCCCCUUUUCCCCAAGCCGCUAAGCCGCUUAUCAGCUGAUCCUAAGCCGCUAAGCCGCUUAACAGCUGAUCCGCUAAGCCGCUUAUCAGCUGAUCCGCUAAGCCGCUCAUCAGCUGAUCUGCUAAGCCGCUUAUCAGCUGAUCCGCUAAGCCGCUAAUCAGCUGAUUCGCUAAGCCGCUAAGCCGCUUAUCAGCUGAUCCGCUAAGCCCGCUAAGCCGCUAAUAGCGCUAAUCCGCUAAGCCGCUAAUGGGCUUGCUUCGCAAGACGAAAAAACCGCAAGACGAAGAGACUCACAGAACGGAUUCUUUUCGUCUUGCGAGGCACCACUGUAAUAAUUUUAAAAAUGAACAGGCAUGCAAGUUUACGGUGUCCCCUUUGUCGCAGUGGGAUGGGUCAUGGGCUGUUAUUUCUGGGAUGGGUAAUGCAUGUUCCUUGGAGAUUCGUGUGAAUGAAUGAACUUUAUUACGGUCACAGACCAGGAUAAAAAACAACAACAUAUAAAUAAAAUAGCAGUUAGGAUUUUUUUAAACUGAUAAAUGUUGGAGCAAAUAAGGACAAAGAAACAAGCAUAGGAUAAAACAUCUGAAUAAAAUACAAGAUUAAACACGGAUAAUGGAUGGAUAAAAACUGAGAAUUAAAGCAGAUAAGAACUAAAAACAAAUAAAAACAUGCAGUUAAAACAACUGUAAGAGCAUAAGAACUAAAAGACUCGCAGUUAAAACAACUAUAAGAGGCUGUAGAGUAGAAGCCUCUGAAAUAGAUGACACUCACAGCAUUAGAAACUGAUGUGCAAAUAUGGUUAAAACAGGCAAUUAAAACAAUGUACAACAAUGAAUUUAGAAACAAUGUGCAACAAUAAACUAUCCCAGGGAGUUGACUCAGAGUCACCCAUGGAACCGAGUUUGGGGAUUUUCAUGCCGGACUAUUUUGAGUUGGGCGAUGGUCUGCGCCUACAGAUCUGUGCACAGAAUCUGGCGACCAUCCAGGUCUUCUUCUUAUCUUUGCCUAACAGCAAAAGGUCAAAUUUUUGCUUUUGCGGGAGGUCGGCGAGCCUCACCAGUAGGGGAUCAAUGAACUUACUACGUGCCUCUUCGUAAAAGGGACAUUUAAAGAACAAGUGUUCUGGGCUUCCUAUCUCUCCCAGUGGAUAGGUGCAAAGUCUCUGGGCAUAGGAGACUUUACUAAAGGCUCCAUCCAGGACCGGCGAUGGAAGAGCCAUGCUUCUGGCGAGUGUAAAGGCCCUUCUUGCAUUUCUAGAUACAAGAAAGAAGAGGUAUGCUGCCGGUAUAUCUCUCAAUUUCUCCAAUUUUAUAGUCGGGGCACCUUGCGCAGUCCUGUUGUCUCUCGGUAUCUAAUAUUCUUUGCCUGACCGUGGCUUUUGCCUGGCCCAAGCCCAGACUUAGAAGGGCUUGAGGGGCAAAACCCAGCUUCUGGAGGGUGUUCAGAACUGCAGUCUGCCAGCCUGACUGGAAUUGAUCGCAGAGGAUCAGUGGGGCUAUCCCUUGGGGGGAGCAGAUUCAAUGUCAGCCAUUUGUAAAUUGAUGUUAAUCAAAUGCUAGCCUCCACUCUCAUCAUCCCCGUUUCCAAUCUCACCCAUGAGUUUGAGACACAUCUGGGGACUUGGAGGAGAGCUCUAAGAAGUCUAGAUUGAACUCUCUCAAGGGGGGAGAAAGCAGAGGAAGGCGGACCCAAAAAGGAACCAUACAGGAGUUGUGCCAAAAUUUUGGCCUUGUAUAAUUUUAGAGCUGCGGGGACGAAGAAGCCCCCUUGUGCUCUGAAGAAUUUAAGAAUACAAUUUGCUUUUCCCCCCCGCUGAGCUCCCGAUGGAGUUUAUGUGUAGUUUGUUGGUUCCUGAGGCCUGUACCACCAUUUGUAGAUACUUGUAGUUUGUUACUUGUUCUAAUUUAUGGCCUUGGACUUCCCAGCUUCUAAGCUUUGGUUUCCCCCCAAAAGCAAGUAUCUUGGUCUUUUGAUAGUUGAUUUUGAGACAUUCAGAUUCACAGUAUGCUGCGAGCUUUCUUAGUGCUCUUUUAAGACCAAUGGGGGUUCUAGAUAGAAUUACUGCAUCAUCGGCAUAUAGCAGGACCGAAAUAUGCCGAUUUGCAAGCUUCGGCAGGUGGAGUUCUGAGUCAUUGAGUGCAGAUACUAAGUUACUUAGAUAGAAAUUAAAUAAUAGAGGGGCCAAUAGGCACCUUUGCCUGACUCCUUUGAAGGUUUUAAUAGGGUCCGUUAGGUGUCCUACGCGGCUGCACCUGACUCUAAGAGCCGUGUUUGCGUGCAGUGCCUGAAUUAAGAGCAGGAGCCUUUUAUCUGUAUUGGUACCCUGUAGUCUGUCCUGGAGACUGUAUCAAAGGCUGCUUUUAGGUCAACGAAGGCAGCGUAUAGUGAGGCCUGCCCUCCUGAUUUGUAUUUGUUGAUGAGAUGUUGUAGCGUUAGGCAGUGAUCUGUCAUGGACCUUCCAGGUCUGAAGCCCACUUGUUCUAUUGCGAGGAUAUCUUCAUUCUCUAGCCAUUCUGUAAACUUAUUAAGGAGGUGCUUUGCGUAGAGUUUACUGAUCACACUUAAUAGGCUAAUUGGCCCAUAAUUCGCUGGGUCCCCUCUGUUGCCCUUUUUAUAGAUCGGAACUAUUAUGGCUGUUCUCCAUUCCCUUGGGAUGUGGCCAGUGUCAUCUAUGUAGGUGAAGAGGGUGGCUAAGAAAGGUGCCCACCAAUCCGCCUGUGCUUUUAUCAUUUCUGGCGUAAUGCCUGGGGCUUUGGCCGUUUUCAGUUGGUUUAUAUAUGAUUUCACUUCAGUUACUGAAACAGGCGGCCAUUUAGCCAGUUGUUCUAUAUUAUAAUAGUGGAGGUUCAGCGUCCUCAUACAAAGAUUGGAAGAAUGAGACCCACAGGCUAGGGGGAAUUUGUGAGAAUCAUAGAAUCAUAGAAUCAUAGAGUUGGAAGAGACCACAAGGGCCAUCGAGUCCAACCCCCUGCCAAGCAGGAAACACCAUCAGAGCACUCCUGACAUAUGGUUGUCAAGCCUCUGCUUAAAGAAGGAGACUCCACCACACUCCUUAGCAGCAAAUUCCACUGUCGAACAGCUCUUACUGUCAGGAAGUUCUUCCUAAUGUUUAGGUGGAAUCUUCUUUCUUGUAGUUUGGAUCCAUUGCUCCGUGUCCGCUUCUCUGGAGCAGCAGAAAACAACCUUUCUCCUCCUCUAUGUGACAUCCUUUUAUAUAUUUGAACAUGGCUAUCAUAUCACCCCUUAACCUCCUCUUCUCCAGGCUAAACAUGCCCAGCUCCCUUAGCCGUUCCUCAUAAGGCAUCGUUUCCAGGCCUUUGACCAUUUUGGUUGCCCUCCUCUGGACACGUUCCAGUUUGUCAGUGUCCUUCUUGAACUGUGGUGCCCAGAACUGGACACAGUACUCCAGGUGAGGUCUGACCAGAGCAGAAUACAGUGGCACUAUUACUUCCCUUGAUCUAGAUGCUAUACUCCUAUUGAUGCAGCCCAGAAUUGCAUUGGCUUUUUUAGCUGCUGUGUCACUGUUGGCUCAUGUCAAGUUUGUGGUCAACCAAGACUCCUAGAUCCUUUUCACAUGUACUGCUCUCAAGCCAGGUGUCACCCAUCUUGUAUUUGUGCCUCUCAUUUUUUUUGCCCAAGUGCAAUACUUUACAUUUCUCCCUGUUAAAAUUCAUCUUGUUUGUUUUGGCCCAGUUCUCUAAUCUGUCAAGGUCGUUUUGAAGUGUGAUCCUGUCCUCUGGGGUGUUAGCCACACCUCCCAGUUUGGUGUCAUCUGCAAAUUUGAUCAGGAUGCCCUUGAGUCCAUCAUCCAAGUCGUUGAUAAAGAUGUUGAAUAAGACCGGGCCCAAGACAGAACCCUGUGGCACCCCACUAGUCACUCUUCUCCAGGAUGAAGAGGAACCAUUGAUGAGCACCCUUUGGGUUCGGUCAGUCAGCCAGUUACAAAUCCACUGAGUGGUAGCAUAGUCAAGGCCGCAUUUUACCAGCUUCUUUACAAGAAUAUCAUGGGGCACCUUGUCAAAUGCCUUGCUGAAAUCAAGGUAGGCUACAUCCACUGCGUUCCCUUCAUCUACCAGGCUUGUAAUUCUGUCAAAAACGAGAUCAGGUUAGUCUGACAUGACUUAUUUUUCAGAAAUCCAUGCUGACUAUUGGUGAUCACAGCAUUCCUUUCUAGGUGUUCACAGACCGUUUGCUUAAUGAUCUGCUCCAGAAUCUUCCCUGGUAUUGAUGUCAGACUGACUGGGCGGUAAUUAUUUGGGUCCUCUCUUUCCCCUUUUUGAAAAUAGGGACAACAUUUGCCCUCCUCCAGUCUGCCGGGACUUCGCCUGUUCUCCAGGAAUUCUCAAAGAUGACUGCCAGUGGUUCUGAGAUCACAUCUGCCAGUUCUUUUAAUACUCUUGGAUGCAGUUCAUCUGGCCCUGGAGACUUGAAUACAUCUAAACUAGCCAAGUAUUCUUGUACUAUCUCCUUAGUUAUUCUGGGCUGUGUUUCCUUUGCUGAAUCAUUUGCUCCAAAUUCUUCAGGUCGGGCAUUGUUUUCUUUAUCGGAGAAGACUGAGGCAAAGAAGGCAUUGAGGAGUUCAGCCCUUUCUGUGUCCCCUGUUUGCAUUUCACCAUCUUCUGCUCUGAGUGACCCCACUGUUUCUUUGUUCUUCCUUUUGCUACGAACAUACCCAUAAAAGCCUUUUUUGUUGCUUUUAACCUCUCUAGCAAGCCUGAGUUCAUUCUGUGCUUUAGCUUUUCUGACUUUGUGUCUACACGUGCUGGCUAUUUGUUUGAAUUCCUCUUUGGUGGUUUUACCCAUUUUCCAUUUUUUGUACACAUACUUUUUUUAAUAUUAACUCAGUUAAAAGUUCUUUAGAUAGCCACCCUGGCUUCUUUAGGCACCUUCCAUGUUUCCGUCUCAUUGGUAUUGCCUGACGUUGUGCUUUUAGUAUCUCCCUCUUAACAAACUCCCAGCCAUCAUGAACUCCCUUUCCUUUUAGUAUUACUGUCCAUGGGAUCUCACCCAGCACUUCCCUAAGUUUUAUGAAGUCGGCUUUCUUAAAGUCAAGAAAUUGAGUCCUAGUAUGCUUGGCUGCUCCUUUCCACUGUAUAGUAAACUUCAGAAGAGCAUGAUCACUCGCGCCUAAUGAUCCUUCCACUUCUACCCCACUAACCAGGUCAUCAACAUUGGUUAGGACCAGAUCUAAAAUGGCUGUUCCUCUUGUUGCUUCUCCCACUUUCUGGACAAUGAAGUUGUCUGCAAGGCCAGUGAGGAAUCUGUUUGACCUUAUGCUCUUGGCUGAGUUUGACAUCCAACAAAUAUCCGGGUAAUUGAAGUCCCCCAUUACUACUAUCUCCCUUCCUUUUGCAUGCUUGGCCAUCUGUUCCAGGAAGGCAUCAUCUAUGUCCUCCGUUUGGCUUGGGGAUCUAUAGUAAACUCCCACAAUGAGGUCACUGUUAUUCUUCUCUCCCUUAAUUUUGACCCAAAUGCUCUCACUUUGGCUUUGAGGUUCUAAAUCUUGGAUCUCUUCACAGGUAUACACAUCCCUGACAUAUAACGCCACACCUCCUCCUUUCUUGUCUGGUCUGUUUCUCUGAAAUAGAUUGUAUCCCCCCAUUAUUACAUUCCAAUCGUGUAAUCAAACCAGGCUUUAUUUGAUGUUAUUGGCUUAGCUGGCCUUUUCUCUGUGGUAUUAAAAAGAUAGGGUUUCAAUUGUUGGAGCAGGCUCUCAUACUUGGAAACUGGGUCCUCAGGCCUAGGAUUAUUCCCAAAGCCAGUUAAAAUUAUACAGAGUUUUUCAGAGGUUAGAAUCUUCUUCAGUUUGGAAUCAAGUGCAGGGGUCCAUUUGACUCAGCAACCAAGUCACUCUAAUGCGGUGAUCUCUGCAGGGUAUACUGUUCUCAGGAAGGGUGACUCAUUUAACAGAGACACCUGGAGGUGCAAAGGGAAAUGGUCCCCCUCUAUGAAUGGGAGCACUUUUAAAUUCACUAUUUUUGUUAGCAAUUUGCUGUCCGCCAACAUAUAAUCAAUUGUGCUGGAUCUUACCCCAGACAUGAAUGUAUAUUCCCCGGGGAUGUCGCCCCUGGUGCAACCAUUUAGGAUAUGAAGAUUUAGCUGCCUAGAGAGUUUGAGGAGGCAGGCUUCAGCAAAAUUUGAAUGUUGAUCCUUUGACUGCCUUGGUAGUUGUAAAGCCUCCGGGCCAAAGUCGUCAGGGUACCCUAUUUUUUGCCUGUAUCUGGUUUCUAAACUGGGGUCAUCAGGACCUAACCUUGCAUUUAGGUCACCCACCAGCAGGACCUUUGCUCCCGGAUAGUUUGUUAUCAGUAACCUUAUUUCAUUCCUCUGCAUGAAUAGCUUCUAGGAUUCCCAGGCAGUCCAUGAAGAUUGAGCCAAUUCCCGGCGCUGGCACCACUAGCUCUACUUGUUGCUAUUUGGAUUGGGCUAUUGGAGGGGGUGUAGGAGAGCCCGUUUCUUCUGGACACAGAUGUCGACAAGUUGUCCAUUCUUCAUUGGUUAAAGGCUUUGAUUUGCAAUUGAUGUAAUUAAAUUCCAUGGGAGGAGGCGGGGCUAGAGGUGGAAGUGACUUCCUUAUGGUCGAAAGUCUUUCAAUAAGUGCAUCCUGGGAAAGUAGGAUCUGCUCAAGGUAGGUUGUUAGGAGUUGUUCAUCCUUUGAGGAGAAAUCCUUUUCUAGCUUAUUUGGUGAGGGCGGGGUUUUGUACAGCCUGCCAGAUUGUUUAAGAUUGCCAGCCUCUGGGUAGAGCAGUUUACCGUUUCCGGCGCUGUUGGAUUCUGCAGUGCUGAUUUUGGUUUUUGUUCUGGCUGGCCUAUGUGCUCCUAGAAGUGGUAAAGGGUCUUCGAUGUUUUCGAAGAAACGGUGCACAAGCAAGCCAGCUCUCAGGAAAUUGUCUUUAUUUGAAAGGGUCUGUUUAGUUGAGAGCCCGUCCUUAAAAGUCACUAUAGCCCUAUUUUGGGCCAUAUCAUGAGGGAGGAAUUUUACGUUGAUGAUAUUUUCUGCUGUCACAAGGCCCCUGGUGACUAUUCCGAUUUUUUCGGAAAUAUUUACUUUUCUUUGAGCAUAUGAUGGGUGUCCUCUAUUUGUGGGAAGUAUUGUGAAGGCAAGUUUGUGAUUAUUUAACGUUAGCUUCCAACAAGUCUGUGUUGUUUUAUCUUGAUCCUUUUUUGUUAUAUUAGGGUACACAGGAUUUAUUUGCGAUGUCAAGAGAAGGGUUGGUUGCUUGGGAGCUGAAAUUUCCUUUGGUUUUCCUAUUUCCCCACUAGAGGGCGGUGUGUGAUCUGCUGGGGCGUGGGGCUUUUCCUCAGAGUGCUUUGUUGGCAUGCAUGAGUUUGUGAUUUUCUUUUGGGUUGUAGAAGCAGAGUUCUUGUUAUAUUCUCCAGCACCUUAAAAAGCUUCUGGAAAUUCAUUUUUUUAGUCCGGCAGGUCGGCGCUCCUUUUUGGCCUCUGUGCUGGUCCAGGGGGGAGAUUACCGUGGGGCAAGGUCCAGGACCUGAGUUGAGGGUCAGCAGACAGUCCUCCACGGGCGAAGCGGGGUCCACAGCGAGAAGCCGGGCAAGGACAGGAACUCUGGGGGAACAGGACCGGAUGCUGGCCGAAACAGCUCUUCAACGACAUUGCUCCCGCAACCUGGGACCGGGCUGACUGGCCUUUAUCUUCUCUGAGGCCAGGGGCGGUCCCGGCCCCCAGGAGACCCGCCUCUCCUGGCCUUAAGGUGAGCACUCCUCCUGGGAGAAACCAGUUCCCUUCACCUCUCUGCCCUGAGCCUCUGCAGUUCAGGAGAGGCUGGAAGGUUACUGGGCCCAGGGGGAGACUCACCUGUAGGCACUGUGUCCUCAACCACCUCUGGAGCCACAGUGGAUUCACCUGGUGCUUGCUCCUGAGGAUCCGGCACAGGUGGAGGCGCUUCAGAAUCAAGGCCCUGCCCCAGCUCAGCCGGCCCUGGAGGUGGGGACUCCCGUGCAGGCUGGGAUUCCUCCGGUUCAGCCUCUGAAUCGGAUUCCCAGGCCAUCACAGCCUCUCAGUUUGAUGUUUUUGGUCUUCUUCAUUUUUUGUGUUGAGCAUUUUCUCUUUAAGGUCAGUUUCUUGGGAGCAAGCGACCCUCCCUCCUGCACUGAAUUGUUUCUGUUUGUUUUUUUGUAAUCGAGUCCCGGCUUAGUUUCACCUCCAUUAGUCCUAGUCCCAGAUGUCAUGUGAGGGAAAGCGACCUCAUGGUUCUUAAUCAAUUCAGUUAGGGUGGUAAGCAGGUUCAAGCUUUCCGAAAGGAAAUUUUUAAUUGGCUCAAGUUCUUUGCUUAUCUGUGUGAAAUGAGUUUUGAGUAACUCUUCGAACAUCCCUGACAAGUAGAAAAUAAGGUUGUCCGGGUACGGUACCCUUAAGCUGUUUGGCCAUUUGUCUGUCUCAGUCGGCUCAGUCGGGGAAGGGCACCUUAAAUUCUCUCCUGAUAGGGAGGGGAGGCUCGUUUGACAUGGCUUCUAGGUUUUCCAGGAAUAGCUCCUGUUCUAAACUUGCUUCAGGUCCCUCUUUGGCUAGCUCAGCUUGUUUUAGUUCUGUUGCCAGGUCCACUCCCUCACCUCCGACGUUAGUUUUUUUCUCCCUUCCAUUCCAGGUGUGGUCAAUAGACCACUCAUGAGAAUGGAGGUUUCCUGGAUUAUUUGCUUCAUCAGCCUUGGGAUGGAAGUAGGUUGAAAUUUUGGCCUGUUUUUUAUUUGUGGGAGUUGUUACAGGUUGUAAAGGUGAAAUCCCCAGUUCUUUGCAACAUUGUCUUGUAAGUACCAUCUUCGUACUCAGAAAUAAAUGGGGCUAUUUUAUCCAACCCACAGCUUUAUGGGCUUUUCAAGGGAGGUGGUUCGAAGUUGAUUUAAGUAGUUUUAAAAGGGAGGGGAGGUUUAAAAGUCCACCCGACAGCUCCCGGAGUCUUUUACUGAUAAAAGUUGGCAGAUAUUUUCAUAGGUUGAGCCUUUUUAUCAGGGUAAUUUGAUCAUUAGAGCUCCUACUCACGCAGCAGAGACUCAGUUGAGGCUUGACCCGGCGCCAUCUUCCCCCCACUUCCCCCCACCAAUAAGGUGUGUGAAAUCACAUAGGCACUCCUGAUUUGAUUUCAGUGCAAAAUACUGUACGAUGUUCUUCAUAUAGUUUCAUAACAUCCUGUUUCUUUUUUAAAAAAAAUUGCAGCUUUUUGCUUGGACAUGGGCCACUCAUUUGGAAAACGGUUAAAAACCAGGAGCCAUUGGGUGAUCUCUUUCUGCAGUGGUAAGUUACUUUCAAUUUUUCAGAGAGCUUGGUAUAAGAAGCUAUGUACAGGGGUCAGCAACCUUUUUCAGCCGUGGGCCAGACUGUAUUCUGAAAAAAACUAAUGAACGAAUUCCUAUGCCCCACAAAUAACCCAGAGAUGCAUUUUAAAUAAAAGCACACAUUCUACUCGUGUAAAAACACCAGGCAGGCCCAACAAAUAACCUAGAGAUGCAUUUUAAAUAACAGGACACAUUCUACGCAUGUAAAAACACGGUGAUUCCCGGACCGUCCGUGGGCCGGAUUGAGAAGGCGAUUGGGCUGCAUCUGGCCCCUGGGCCUUAGGUUGCCUACCCCUGGGCUAUGAGCUUCAAUGCAAAUUCAGACCAACAAUCUAUGUAGCCAAGAACCUUUUCCCCAGCUGGGCAUGUUAGGGGAAAUAUGUCACUACUUGCAGAAUGGGAAAGUGAAUAGGAAAUGUCAGUGCUGUAGUCCCAGUUUGUGCAAAACAAGGUUUUCCUAGAGUGCCCUAUGGUUUGCCAUAAAAUUGGAGGGAUGGGGAAUUAAGAAAGGAAUGUGCAGCCAUCUACACAACUCCUAUGUAGCACGAACCCAACCCAAUAUGUACAUUUCCAUUAACUCUCUUGAGUAAAGGGAAGGUGGGUAUAAAAUCUAGAAAUCAUCAACUACGUCCUUGAAAGUUUAUUUUGCUUGUUAGUAAUUUACAAGAGUUUUCUACAGCAAGGGCAAAGUUGAAAAUUUCUACUUCCAGUCCAUGAAUGACUUCAGAUAUGAAAUAUUUUCCAUAUACAGUGGUACCUCUGGAUGCGAACGGGAUCUGUUUCAGAGCCCCGUUCGCAUCCAGAAGCAAAUGCAACCUGCAUCCGCGCAUGCGCAGGUCGCAUUUUGCCGCUUCUGCGCAUGCGCGUGACGUCAUUUUGACCGUCCUCACAUGCAUGAGCAGCGAAACCUGGAAGUAACACGCUCCGUUACUUCUGGGUCGCUGCAGCGUGCAACCCGAAAAUACUUAUCCCGAAGCUACUUCAACCCGAGGUAUGACUGUACCAGGGAUAGGGUCCAAUCUUAUAUUUGUCCCCAUUUGAGGGUGGAGGGCAUUAUUUCAAUAUUCUUCUUAGCAGAUGGUGUUAGUGGACUAUCCACCCUCUGAAAUUGUUGAAAUUCAGCACUGCUCUGGAAUCUCCAAAGGUCAAAUCUCCACCCCCACUCACACAGUAGGGCCUCCUCUUAUUCCACAUGAUGGUGGCAUGUAUUGUCCAGAAGGAACAACUUAUUCACAAGAGAAACUUUGCACAAUCUUGGCAACAAAAGCAUAUUUUUUUGUUCCAGUUUUUCUAAACAUGACUGCAACAUUCCAUAUAACUUGCUGGUUGCUUAUCUCUGGCAAGCUUUCCCUUUCCUUUUUAAAUACUUUGGGUGACUUUCUCUUCAUAGGGCUGAAGAAUAUGGACCAGUCGUGCGUUUUAAUGUACUUCACAAAGCUGUGGUCUUAGUAUUAAGCCCCGAAGGAGUGAAGGUACUGUCACAAUUCUACAACUUCAGAGGGGCAAUAGUUUAUCUAGGGCUUUUAUUCCCUUUGAAUGGUUACUGGAGAUUCACUUGAAUUUUGAGACCUAUGGUUUAUUUGUGCACAUGUGCAGGCUGACCGCAGGUGAGACAGUUCCAAAGCGUAAGCUGCUCUGAUAGACACUACAUCACCGCUAGGCUUCUAGUACCUUUGGCGUUUCCAAUAAAUCCCAUAGCUCUCACUUUUUCCUUAGACUCCCUCCCUCUAAAAUGGCCUUCCCCAGCUUUGUGUCCUCCAAAUGUUUUGGACUACAGUUCCCAUCAGCCCCAGCCAGCAUGUCCUGAACAUCUGGAGGACACCAAGGUCAAGCACAGAAAACUGGUCCAGGUCCCAACAUAAUCUGUGAUAAGGUCAUGGAACAGCCUAUAGUCACAGGAAGUUCAACAAGGUCAUAAAGGAGAUGGUUGCCUUCCACCACCACCAUUAGGCCUAAGGAACCAGAGACUUGUCUUGUUUCUAACAACUGGAAGGCUCAAGAGGAAGGGCUUAUCCAUACUGGUCUUCUAACCACAGAUGCUGGUCCUGAAGGAGUUCCAGGGAUAGCUUCAUCAUGACAACUCUGGGUUCAUACGUGUAUACUAUGUUCUUGCUCUCAGACCUGGACCUUUUUUGGCACCGGGGUUCUCAAGGACAAGCGGUGGUGGUGACUCCACCUCCUUCUCUGUCAGCCCUAGAGGUUCUUCAGCAGGUCCCAGAUGGUCCCUCCAGUGGAUCCUCAGGAUUGGUUUCAGGGGACCCUGCCUGCUCCUCAAGGUCCUUGACCUGUGAGGUGUCUUGUUUGUCCUCUGUGGGUUCCAUGUCUGGUACCAGAUCAAGCAUGUCUCCAAGUUGCUUCCCCUACCAUGUGGGGCUGACCCACCUGCCAAGCAAAGUCCUGUGCAAAAGAUCCGCCAAAUUUAAGCAAAGUAUUAGAAAUAACUACCCUCAGUUGGACCCCCUGUUUUUAAAGGCAGAAGGAAGGUACCCACCUGCCCCAUCCUCAGUUUUGAGCCCAGCACACUGAUGUUAGAAAUCAGUUCUCCUAAAUUUAGCAAUUGAUAUUCUUAGUAAUGAGAUUAACCGAAUUUCAGAAAACUGACCAAAGGAUUUAAUUUUAGGAGUGCCUGUUGUCACCACAGUACCCAAAAGACCAAGAAUAUGAACGUUCUUGUAAUAUAUUUGGAGAAAGGUGAGUUAAUAUAAAAGUAAGUUACAAUCAAUAAGUAUGACGAAAUGACAGCCAAUUUCCAGCAAAUUUGUUGGGUUCUACUGGACAGAUGUAUAAAUUUAUGGAAGACAAAGAUAUGAAUGGCUGUUGGCCAUGAGAGCUGUGUUCUUCUUCCGGUGUCUGAAGAAACACAACUCUGAACACAAGUUGCUAGAAGUCACAAAUGGGGAGAGAGCUGCUACAUUCAGGUCCUUCUUGCUGACUUUUCAGCUGUAUUUGGUUGUGAAAACAUAAUAUUGGACCUGUUGGGCCUUUAGUCUUAUCCAGCACCAUUCUUCUUAUGCUCUUUUGAAAUAAACGUAUUUUAUACAUAUACAAAAUCAGUAUAGUAUAAGAACCAGCGUGCAACCCAGGUAAUAAUAAUUAUUAUUAUUAUUAUUAUUAUUAUUAUUAUUAUUAUUUAUACCCUACCGUUCUGGCUGGAUUUCCACAGUCACUCUGGGCAGCUCCCAACCGAAUAUUAAAAACACAAUAAAACAUCAAACAUUAAAAACUUCCCUAAACAGGGCUGCCUUCAGAUGUCUUCUAAAAGUCAGAUAGUUGUUUAUUUCCUUGACAUCUAAUUGGAGGGUGUUCCACAGGGCAGGCGCCACUGCCAAAAAGGCCCUCUGCCUGGUUCCCUGUAACAUCACUUCUCACAGUGAGGGAACCACCAGAAGACCAUCAGAGCUGGACCUCAGUGUCUGGGCUGAACAAUGGGGGUGGAAAUGCUCCUUCAGGCCCUUUGAGGCUUUCAAGGUCAGCACCAACACUUUGAAUUCUGCUCCGACACAUACUGGGAGUCAAUGUAGGUCUUUCAGGACUGAUUGUUAUUUGGUUUCGGCGGCCACUCCCAGUCACCAGUCUAGCUGCCACAUUCUGGAUUAAUUGCAGUUUCCAGGUCAUCUUCAAAGGUAGCCCCACGUAGAGCGUAUUGCAGUUAUCUCCAAGCGGGAGAUAAGUAGCGAAUGCACCACUCUGGUGAGACAGUCCGCAGGCAGGUAGGGUCUCAGCCUGUGUACCAGAUGGAGCUGGUAGACAGCUGCCCUGGAUACAAAAUUGACCUACGCCUCCAUGGACAGCUGUGAGUCCAAAAUGACUCCCAGGCUGCGCACCUGGUCCUUCAGGGGCACAAUUACCCCAUUCAGGACCAGGGAGUCCUCCACACAUAACUAGCUUUUUUUCUUUCUUUUUUACGAUGCCUCUCCUGGCUUAGAAGCCAUGAUUUUCUGUUGCUACUGUCCAAACUUUUCCAUAUAGGAAAGCCUUGAAAAGUAAACUCUGUAUUUCACAAGUGAAGUUUAAAUUCCAUUUCAGGGUUCCAUAUUCACUGAAUGAUCCCCUGGACAGAUACAAACACAUUCAUCCUAGAUAGCUGUGGAGCAUACAGUGCUAGGACCAGCAUGCUGUCAUCUGGCAGUGCAGACUGAAAAGAAGACUCUGGGUUCACAAGCUCACAAGUUUGGAAGUGCUAUUCAUGUAGUAGACAUGUGCACCCUGAAGAAUGCCUAUAGCCUUUUACCUAGUUAGCUGUGGAAGUCUUCCUGAAUACUCCAUGCAAUCCAUAGCAUAAGCAAGAAGAGUCCCAAAGCGGCUCAGAACAGAAUGGUUUACUAGGUACACCAGUAAAUCCACAAUGUGGCUCAAAGGUUAACAACUGGAAAAUAUUUAUGCUGCAGUUUAAGGGUGGAUACAUAAACUUUCCCCCACCUGCCUGGCUUCUGGUAACCUGUGAUUCCAGAGAGGUGACUUUUGCAGCUGGGUAAAAAGUGAGUGGAGAAUCCACUGCCUCUUUCCUCCCCUGCAGACGGCGACUUUUAAAGAUGUUCCAUGGAGAGUGUUUGCAGACCUAGCUGCACACUGUGCAUAAGACCAGCCUCAAUUUGUGACCCACUAAAUUAUAUGUAGCCCAAGAGCUUUCUAUGGGGGUUUGCCAGAGCCUUGAUAAACUCCCUGUUCUUUUUGCCUGCCUGGAGGCUGCAUAAAGUAAGGAUGUCUGGCACCUUGCAUGUCACAAUCAGUGGUUGGGUUGCAGCCUCAUCCCUAGCUACCCCAAUCAUCCCUAGCUACCAGGACCAGUGGUCAGGGAUGACGGGAGUUGUAGUACAACAACAUCUGGGGACUCAAGAUUGAGAAAGGCUGGGUAGGUCACAAGUUGUGCAUGCCUGGCAGAGAUGUGGACAGACUUGGACUUACAGUGGUACCUCGGUUUUCAGGCGCCUCUGUUGCCGAACGUUUCGGUUUUCGAACGCCGAAAACCCAGAAGUAAAUGCUUCCGUUUUCAAACACGCUUCGGAAGUCAAACAGCUUCCACUGUGUGUAUCUGUUGUUUUUCACAAUUUCCUCUAUUGAAUUGGCAGACCGUCCUUUGCACCUUGGUUUUUGAACAUUUCGGAAGUCGAAUGGUCUUCCGGAACGGAUUACCUUUGAAAACCGAGGUUCCACUGUAUUUUGGAUCCCUGUCUGGAGAAUCAUGAGGUUAGGAGGAAUAUUUAGCAAUGAAAAUUUAGUGGGUAGCAUUUAUUUAAAAUGCCAAAUUGUACCAUAUUAAGAAAAGGCAGACAUGUGAAAAUUAAAGAGGGGGAGUUGACAAAAUAAGAGUUUAUGUUCACACAUCUAAGGCUCAGUUCUGGUAAUCCUUCAAAACAAGGUUUGAAAUAUUGGAAACAUGCUGUUAGAAUCAUGUCCUCCCUUCUUUCUUCCUUCAUGUACGCCAAUCUCUUCCUUUUUCUGGUUUCUUCUAACCACUUUUUACCACGACUUCUGAAUCAGGCAAACAAUGACCAGAAUUUAUUCCAAAGCCUGGUUUUGCAAAACCAGCUUCAAACGCAUUAGUGUGUAUUUUGUCAAGUUCCAAUAUCAUGGCAAACAAAGGUGGGAAACAAAAAAUGAAGAAAGAACUCCAUGGAAGUCUGUGGCACAUUCCUGAUUCUCCACACUAGAUUAGAAUAUGACAUCUGAACUAGUCCAUGCUGGGUGUAAUGUUUUUCUUCAUUUCCCGCAGAUUUUUGGGGAAUGGCUUAGUAAGUGACCUCGACCAUGCCCGCUGGUACAAACAGCGGAGAAUUAUGGAUGUGGCUUUCAGUCGAAGGUAAGGCAGAGAACAUAGGCAGCUGCCUGAUGCUAUGACCAGUGGUCCAUCUUGCUCAGCAUUCAUCUACAGUGGCUUGCCGCAGUUCUCCAGUGCUUCAGAUAAGAGUCGUUCCCACCCUCCCAAGAGGAACCAGAGACUGAAUUUGGGGCCUUCUUCAUGUACUUUGUGCACAGAAGGUCCUGGAUUCAGUCUCUCCAGGUAGGGCUGGAAAAGACUCCCUUGGGACUCAGCUACACAGCUGCAAAACACAGCUGUUCUAAAUGUGUUGCGAAGUGCAAUAUACAAAUGUGACACUAGAUGGCGAAAGUGAGCUAUGCCAAAUUCAACGUAUUUUCCAAAACGUUUUUAGAAAAAGCAUUUUCCCAGCGUUUUUAAUAUGUGUGUAGAUUCCAGCACUGAGAGUCACUGCCAUUCAGUGUAGACAGUGCUGAGCCAUAUGGACCAGAGGUAUGACUGGAUAAAAUGGCUUCAAAUGUUCCUAUGGAUUUUCUAAAAGAAAUUCUUAAUUAGAGGUGCAAGAAACUGCUCUGAAGGAUUAUUGUGCAUGAUCUUAUAUCUCAUUAAUAUAAGAAAUUCAGGUUAGGGACAACCUCCCAGCACAAAAAAACUGGAUUGUUGUUGGUGAUGGUGGUGUGUUGGGAAAGUCCUAGAUGUCUCAUUCUGGCAAGCAACAGCCACUGCCUUAAUUGCAGCUCUGCGAACACUUUCCAAAGCUGCACAACUGUUAGACUUGUGAAUUGAUCUGCAUAUUCAUUAGCUUUUCUUUUUUUAAAAAAAAUCAAACUGUAUUAUGAACAAAUAUAGCAAAUUUAAAUCCUUUUUCAGAGCAGCUUUACUCUAUUUGCUGUGAGUGUGUGUGUGUGUAUCCAUUGAAGAAAAAAAUGAGUUUAGUCCAUGAAAGGCUAGACAUAUCGUGCUGUUCAGUUUCCAACCUCACUCUCCAUCAGUGAAAUAUAUUGGCAGAAAAAGAGAACCUCAACAUGUAAUAAUUCCAUGGGAUGCCAUUCUGCAUGGUGAGUGUGAAGUGUAGCCUUAGCAAACCAUCGCCAAAGCCAGCAGGUUCCUUUGCAUUGAUAUUAGUGCAUGGAUUGCCAACACACCUGGACAUUGGAAGGCUGUCCUCCCCCCAAGUCUAAUUGCACCAGGGUCACCACUGAGGGGUAACUCUUCCUUCCUCAUCUGCAGUUGGCUUCAAAAACCUGGAAUUGUUGCUUUGAGCCUAAUUGUUGCUGUUUGUGUGUGAGCGAGAGAUUGCAGCUUGGUAGAAAAGGUUUGUCAUAUGCUGAAGAAAUAUGCAUUGACCCUGGCCUUUGAAACUUGAGAUGUAUAUUUUAGGACCCACAGUUAUUAUUGUGAUUGUAAUUUGUUUUUGACUAUUUUUAAUGGAUGCUUAAUUGUUGUAACCUGCCCUGGGACCUUCAGGUGAAGGGUGGAUAAGUAGUAGUAGUAGUAAUAGUAAUAAUAAUAAUAAUUGUCAGAACACGCGUGGGAGAGCAAACGCUCUCUCUGGGCGUCUUCCUGAUGAAGCGCAGCCCAGGACGUUCAUAAAUCUUCAGUCCUGGUGCGCAUCAGUGACACAUAUCUUGAGAUAUGUGCACACUCAAUCAGCAGAGUAUAGCAGAAACGAUGUGGAGCUUAGGUGUGUGCAUUCCAAGUAAUUUAUUAAGCAAUAUACCGUAUUUUUCGCUCUAUAACACGCACAGACAUUUCCCCUUACUUUUUAGGAGGAAAAAAGUGAGUGUUAUGGUGCAAAAAAUACGGUAUACAGGACAAAGCAGUCAUGGCGUCCUCUCACAUCUUCUCCAAGAGAGAGAGAGAAAAGUAAAGUACAAAAGUACAAUACAGCGGAAGAGAUAAGACUGACUUCCGUUCUCACACUUUCCAAUAAUAAUAAUAAUAAUAAUAAUAAUAAAUUGGACAGUUACCUCACUCGCUUGAUGGGAACCUUCAACGACCAAGCCGACAAGCUUAUGGAGCAGCUGGAGGGAAAAGCUGAUGGAAAAACUGAAGUCGAUAUGCUGAGCCUGCUGAGUCGAGUGACCCUGGACAUCAUUGCAAAGGUACAUGCUAGAUUGAUUUCCUGUUCUUGGACUCCAACUCCCAUCAUCCCUGAUUUUGCUCUGCUGGCUGGGGCAGAUGGGAGUUGGAGUCCAACAACAUCAACCGGGCCACAGAUUUCCCCAUCUUUUUCAAUCAAUCAAUCAAUUUUCUUUAUUCGACCGAUAGUCAGAAUUAAAACAUUACACAAUAAUUAUAAACUAUAACAUCAUAAGUUACAUAAGGUACAUAAGUAAGGUAGAGCCACAGUACUAGAUCUCUCACAGAUAACCCACGUCAAAGCAUUCAAUUAUACGUUUCCGACACUUGAGUGCCAGGAAAAGAAAUUUAGCCACUGACAAGGUUGUUUUCCCAGAAGACUUAUUUAGCAGAUAUGCUGUCUGCUUUCCUCUUUGUCGGGAACUGAGCUGGGGUAAGUAUGGAGUUAUAAGAUACUGUCUUAAAUCAUUGUAGAAGGGACAGCUCAAUAAAAUGUGCUCUGUGGAUUCUACCUCACCCAAUGCACAGUGGCAUAAUCUCUGGUCAUAUGGGACUCCUCCAUAUCUUCCCUUCAGGACCGCCGAGUCAAGAACAUUCAGCCUAGCCGCAGUAAAUAGUCUGCGGUAUUCCACGUAGUGGAUAUCCGCCAGGUAGCGAGCUGGGGCAGCCCGAUACAGCUGCUCCCCCCAGAAACAACCCAGGUUUCACACGGGCUAUGUCCUCCUGUCUGGCAAUAUCCCUUAAUCUUUGCGCGAUCACCGCCUGUGCGUGACUAUACGUCAUGGACUCUAUAUAAAGGAGGACAACCCACACUUCUGCACUUCCUCCACUAUCUCCCCUUCCCAUGGAGAUUUAAAGUUAUCCCUCAGAAUCAAGGGGGCCAAACCCACCGGUCUGAAACAGAGCUUGAGCCAUAGCCAUAACUUCGCUUUCAGGGCCACAUACCUAAAGGCUUGACAACCGGUUUCCAGCCUCAUGAUCGCACCUGCCACAGAGGGGGGGAUCCUGAGUAUGGCCCUGAGGAAUUGGGUUUGGAUAGAUUCCAAUUUUUCAAAAUCCCUACGUGAGCCCAAGGCAAUGCCCACCAGCAGAAGAGGGAGGACUUUCAUUUUAAAGAGACGUAAGGCAACAUUGACAGUUUGUGCCUGUUUCUUGGAGUACAGGGUUCUAAUCAUCAGGGCUGCUUUGGAUGCGUUCGAGGCUAUGUAUUCUCUGUGCGCCAGGAAGGACCUAUUUGAUCUUACAACCUGACCCAGGUACUUGAAGCAACUGACCUGCUCUAAAGGAAUACCAUUAAUUGACCAUAAAUUAGGUUUCGGUCGAGCAGCAAAGACCAUUAUUUUGGUCUUGGCAUAAUUUAAUUGGAGCUCGUGUUGGGUCUCAUAUUCAUGAAGAGCUCGAAGCAUCCUCCUUAAUCCGAUGGGGAGGUAGCUAAUAGGGCGGCAUCGUCCGCAUACAGUAGGACAUUCAAGGCUCGUCCUGCCAGUUUUGGUGGAUGGAAAUCAGCAUUUGCCAUAUGCACCACUAGCGAAUUUAUAUAGAAGUUAAACAGAGCAGGGGCAAGCAAACAGCCCUGUCUUACCCCCCUAGUGGUGGCAACCGGGUUGGAGACUAGCCCCUUACUAUCUAUCCUAAUCCUCAAGAGGGUAUUUGUAUGCAAAUUAAUAAUCAGCAAGAGAAGGCGGCGGUCGAUAGAUGUCGCUGCCAAUUUUGUCCAUAGCUGGUUCCUGGGAAUUAGAUCAAAGGCCUGCUUAAAGUCUAUAAAGGCGACGUGGAGGGCUUUUAGGCCAUUGCCAGCGUACUUGGUGGCCAAGUGAUUUAGGAUUAAGAUUUGGUCUGUUGUUGAUCUUCCGGGCGGAAACCCGCCUGUUCCUCUGCGAUGAUAUUGUUGCUUUCCAUCCAGGUCGUUAAUUUGUUAAGUAGAAAUCUUGAAUAGAUCUUCCCGAUAACAUUUAGCAGGCUAAUUGGUCUAAAAUUGGCCGGGUCUGUGCGCGGCCCUUUCUUGUGAAUUAACACAAUCAGUGCAGAGUUCCAGCUUGGAGGAAAUUGUGCUGUUUUGUUUAUAUAAGUAAAAAGAGCUGCUAGGGGUGGACACCACCAAUCCUUAUUGGCUUUAAUAACAUCUAUGGAAAUAAGAUCGUCUCCGGGUGCCUUGCCCGCCUCAAAUUGGCCUAUAAGUGUUUCCACUUCAGAGCAGGUAACAAGAUCCCACUCUGGCAAGGGGCCAAAUCUAACCUUCCUCCGCUAGCUGCGUGAGCUGCAUAUAAAACGGAGAAGAAGCUUUCCCAGGUGUCAGCUGAAAUUUGGGGUUCUAUCCUUGACAACGGUCUACCCAGGUAUCUGGAAAUUUGGUGCCAAAAGGAGGAGGGAUUUCUAUUUUCUGCAGCUUUUAGAAGGUUCUUCCAAUCAUUUCUUUCUGCCGCACGCUUCUUUUCCUUUAAUAGUGCUUUAUACCUUCUCUUGAGGAUCAUAAGGUGACUGCUAGGUGCGGAGUCAUUUGAUGCCCUAUAUGCCAAGAAUUCAUUAUAUAGGUUGUUCUUGAAGUGCCUACAUUCCUCACCCCAUCUUUUUUAAAUGUUAUGCCUGCUGAGUUCAGCUCCACCACAGAGAAUUCCUCUUUAUUUCCCAUUUUUCUUUUUAUUGUUAAAGCACAGAUCAUGACAAAAAUUUAUCAGGUUUUGUCAAAUUAAAGUACAAUACUAACGUCAUACAGAUUAUUAUUAAACCCUUUGUAAAUAAAAGAACUUAAAUUACUUACCAAACACAGAACAACCGUUCUGUAUUUUUGAAAUUGCCAUGUUCAUCUUACCAUAAUUACAAAAAAAACAGACUAGUUCAUGGUUCUUUUAAUUUAUUUUAUUAAUUCAAAAUGUCUUGCGUGCUCUUCAUUGCAACAAUGCCAGAACAAAGUACAUAAGGAGUUUUAAAAUAGAACACACAAAACAAAACACAAAAAUACACAAUUGCCACAUCCACACCGUACAUAUUAAAAGUCUACUUUAAAAGUCAUGGCUUCCUCCAAAUAAUCUUGGGAACUGUAAUUUGUUACGGAUUCUAGGAAUUCCAACUACUCUCAGGACUCACUUGACAAAGGAAGCCACUACUGUUACAGCAGUAUAACAGUGUCUUAAUUAAAUUGUAUGUGUAGUAACUGUAGUAAUUUGAAGGAAUUUCCUUGCAGGAGACAUUGGGAGAGGAGUUUGGAGAAAAUCCCUGGAGAAUGGUGUGAGGGAGUGGAAAGUGGCUAGCUGAGACGGCUCCUCCAGCAGAAAACUAGUGUUUGUUGCAACUGCUACUUAAUAAAACAACCAUGUGAACUAUGGUCUCAAGUUAUUGAACCCAAAGAUAUUUGUGGACGUGGCCAAUCUUAACAAACAGUAAAACAAUAGUUAAACAAACUUGCUCCGGCCUGAAAGCUCGAUAAACACCUGAACAAACAAGCAUAGUUGGCACUGAAAACUAAUUAAGGUUGGCACCAGCUGCACUGCAAAGAGGAGGGAGUUCCCUAACUGGGGUGCCACCACCAAGAAGGCCCUCUCAACGGUUGCUGCAUAACAUGUUACAGACAGCUACGGCACUGCUUUGUAAGCCCCCCCACGGGAACGGAAAUGAUUCCUGCAAAUGGCUCCCAAGGAAGAAGUUCAAGUAGGGGUAGGGAACGGUAUCCAAUCAGUGGGCAGGAUCCAUAACUGUCAGUCACCUGAAGUUUAGGGAAGUUUUUAAGGUUUGAUGUUUUAUUCUUUUUUUUAAUCUGUUGGGAGCCAUCCAGAGUGGCUGGGGAAACUCAGCCAGGUGGGUGGGGUUUAAAUAAUAAUAAGUUGUUGUUGCUGUUGUCGUCGUGUAAGUGGCAGCGCCCCCAGAGUCACAAGGGUGACUAUAAGGCACUGCCACUGCACCAGCCACCCCUGUGCAUCAACAUGUCAAUAGAAGGGUUUCUACAGCAGCUCCUUCCCAGACCCUCAGACUUUUGACCAACCUUCUUAUUUUUCUGAAUGUUAUCAGGUGGCUUUUGGCUUAGAACUGAACACUGUCUAUGAUGACCAGACGCCUUUUCCACGUGCCAUAUACAUGACCCUACAAGGACUAUCCAAAUCCCGCAUUCCUUUUUUCGAGGUGAGUGCAGACAUUUAUUUAUUUCCGUGUGAACUUGCCCUGUGCAAAGAUUCAGGGGGUCUCCAAAAUCCUAGAAUUACGCCUGUCUUGCAGGAAUGUUUGUAACUGGGACUGUCUUGUCUUCAGAGAGCACGGACAAGAAUUUGGAUUCAGACUAUUCGUUGCCCAGGGAAGGAAUUUUAAAGACUGGAGAGUAGGAUGCUUGCUGGGUGAUAAUGUGAUAUUGAGCUCUCCUGUUUGUUUGUUUUUUUUUCCCUUAUCCAUCCUUUAAUUUUUAUCCUUUACAUGAUGAAUGGGAAAAGUGAAGAAAGAAAGAGAGAGGCAAAAAUAUUGGGCUAGGAACAGAGGAAGCUGUGUUUAAGUCCAUUUAGUUCAAUAUUGUCUGGGUUGAUGGGCAGCAGUUCUUCAGGGUUUCAGAAAGAAGUCUUUUCUAGCCAUACCUGGAGCUGCCAGAGAUUGAAACUGGGACUUUAUGUAUGUAAAGCAUUUGCUGUGCCAUAAGCUAGGGUCUUUCCCUGCUUCGUAUUCUAAAGAUUUUCAAAGGAUACUUUUCAAAAUGUUAACUUAGGGCCCACUGAAAUAAAUAUUAAAAGUUAUUAUUCCAGUGAUUUCAAUAGCACCUGUGACUAAUAGUAUUCGGUGUGUAUGGUGGAUGAUUGCCCCAUCCACAUCAGAAUGCUCAACCUGGAUUAAAUUGGUUAGAUUUUUUUUUGUAAGACUAGGCAAUGGUUCCCAUCCAGGGACACUACUAACUGAGGGACUGGGCCAAGGGGCAGGGGGCUUUGCAAGCCUGUAUAUUCAGUUCAGCACCCCUUGUGAGGGGAGAGAGACUUUCUGUUCUUCCUCAGGCAACAACACUUCCACCAACACUCCCACCUUGCCCCACCUAGCCUCUCCCAGACUUUGACUUUGAGAACAGCAGCUGGGAAGAGAGGAGUUCAGGGAUAUUUUUAAAAAAUAGUUUUACAAGUUGUGCUUCUUUGUUUCUCAAUUUGAUCCUUUUACAUGGUUUUGUAUGUUUUGCGGUAUUUUAUGCAUUGUGAUUUGCUGUGCUGUUACUUCUAUUGAUUAUAGAUUGCUAAUUCUUUAUUGUGGUCGAACUGUUUAAUUAUUAUUUGCUGGUGUUUAAUUUUACUGUUUACUAUUAGAUUCAGAUGGAUUGUUGAAUGUUGCUUUGUUUGAUGUAAGUUGUUUAUUUUAAAGUUAUUGUGACUCUUAUACUGGAUCAGAUGGUUACUAUUAAUGUUUGAUGUUUUAUUAUGCUUUUAUGUCUUGGAAGCCGCACAGAGUGGCUUGGGCAACCCAGCUAGAUGGGCGGGGUAUAAAUGAAAUAAUGUUGUUUUUGUUGGAGGGACAAGGAUGUGGUGUGGCAGUGGUCCACAAAUAUUCCAUCAUUCUCACCAGGAGGCCAGUGCAUCUGGCAAUUGGAUGUGAGGUUUGUAUUUGGCAGAGGUCAGCAACCUUAUCCGAGGAUGGGCCGGUCGACGCUCCGUCCGUCGGAGAAUGGGCCGGAGCGUGUGCGCAUGCGCACUCUUCCGAAUCAGAGGAGCACCUGUGCACAUGUGCACGCUAUUUCCGGCGCUCCUCCUACCCACAUGUGCACUGGAAAUAGGGUGUGCGCAUGCGCGCUUCUCCGUCCCGCACGCGUGCGCACACACUAUUUCCAGCGCACAUCUGGGUCAGAGGAGUGCCCAUGCACAUGCGCACAGGCCCCAUCAACCCGGAUGUCGGUCCCCGCACUGCACCAUGCCAGUAAGAGCAGGUGGCGGGGGCAGCAGGGGUCGCCAUGGGCCGGUUAGACAAGCCUUGUGGGCCACUACCGGCCCAUGGGCCUUAGGUUGCUGACCCCUGGUAUUUGGUGUUGGGAGGCAGAGACAGAAUAGGAUCUUGCUGGUAUACAAUCCACCCCACAGCCCAACCAUCUCCCUGACUGAGCUGGCAAACACAUUCUCUGGUGCAGUAUUGCAGAUCCCAAGGACAUCAGUUCUGGGGCUCUGCACAUUCUGUGCAGCCAUUUCGCUGCAGUCAGAAUCAGAGGAGCCUGGAGUGUAUAGAAAUAGUGUAUAGAAAUUUGUGGACAGCUGGACAAUCCCCAGCCUCUAAUGUAGGGUUAUGCAUAUUCUUGCUAACUAGCAUGAGAAGGGUUUAAGUCCACAGAGCUGUAUUGCUGAUAGGCAGUGUUCAGACCAUACAAAUACUGUUGGUAGAGAGGACUCUGUGUGAUUUCAUUUCCUCUCCUCUCCCGGAGAGGAAGGAGCAUAUAUUACUUCCUGCCCUCCCCUUCCACCAUCAUUGGAUGCAGACAUGUCUCUGCCUGCUGCAGUUUAAUAUAUAUAUAUAUUCAAUUUUUCAGAAAUAUUUUGACAUAAAUACAAUCCAAUAUUUUCCAACAAAUAGAUGCUUGUGAAGCUGGUUAUACUGUUAAAUAUAAGUAUUUUAGCUGCAUAGCUGCCUUUGCUGUGAACCAAUGCAUGAUUAUAAAGCAAGUAAAUCUUAUUUUUAAACUUACUGUGCAAAUUGUUGACUGAUUCUUUCUUAAGUGGGGUAAGAAGGGGGAAGCCAGCUUACUUCAUAGCUGGACUUGCUCAAAACAAGGUUUUACAGUCUGAUUCCUAUGCUUUUCAUUUUGCCGCCAAGGAUGGGAUUCUGAAACUCUGUUUAACCCACACAUGUGGGUGCCUGGAGGGAUAAAUUGCAAUCAAUAUAUAUCCUCUCCUACCCAAAGGAGUUUGAGCGGUAUACAAAUUCUGGGCUUCUUUUCAGCCAAGCCAGUCCUCAAGGAAGCUUGCAAAGAGAAAAACCAAAUACCCCACUAUUAUUAAGCCAGCAAAUAUAUAAUGGGCAAUUCAAACCUGUUGUCUGUUUUAUAGUACAUGCCAUGGAACAGAAAAGAAGUGAAAGGUGUUCAGGAGAGCAUAAGGCUGCUACGUCGUACUGGGAAGGAGUGUAUUGAACAGAGGCGUAAGGACAUGCAAGAUGGAGAAGACAUCCCAUUGGAUAUUCUCACUCAGAUACUGAAGGGUGCAGGUAGACUAUGAUCUUUUGUACUUACCACACAUGAGUGUCUCCAUGUGGACCCCACAAGGUCAUCUUUAGCCGCACAAAGUGGUUUACAGCCCUUCGUUUCAGCCAAACAUGCUAGCUGCAAAAACAUCUUAAUUAGUCACUAUUACUACUACUACUACUACUACUGUGGGACGCGGGUGGCGCUGUGGGUUAAACCACAGAGCCUAGGACUUGCCGAUCAGAAGGUCGGCGGUUCGAAUCCCUGCGAUGGGGUGAGCUCCCGUUGCUCGGUCCCUGCUCCUGCCAACCUAGCAGUUUGAAAGCACGUCAAAGUGCAAGUAGAUAAAUAGGUACCGCUCCUGCGGGAAGGUAAACGUUGUUUCCGUGCGCUGCUCUGGUUCGCCAGAAGUGGCUUAGUCAUGCUGGCCACAUGACCCGGAAGCUGGACACCGGCUCCCUCGGCCAAUAAAGCGAGAUGAGCUCCGCAACCCCAGAGUCGGCCACGACUGGACCUAACGGUCAGGGGUCCCUUUACCUUUACCUUACUACUACUACUACUAGUAACAGAGUAUGCAGCCUUCCUUGUAAUUUCCCUUAGAUGUUCAUAUGCAAAGGGGGGGGGGUAUUUUCUCCCCAUCUGUACUGCAGCUAGUAGUACAAGAAGCAAUGACGUUUAAUUCUAAAGAACCGAGUUUGGCUUUCUUGUUAGGGAAACCACCAUAAACAGAUAUCACCAAAAUGUGUUACAGGUGAUCAUCUGGCUGCUUCAUCCUAAAUUGAUGGAAGUCUCCAGGUAGACUCAUAAGCAGCAUAAAGCAAUAAGCUAACUUUGAGAGAACUAGCUAUGAAAAACCAGGACUAGGUCCAAUACCUUCCCGCCAACUUCUUGCUAUUGUUAGAACAGUCCAGAAUUUACACUUCUGUCCAGAAAGUUAUGUCAGCUUUUGCUCUUUGUUUUCCAUUACAGCACAGGAAGAGGGCUGCAAUGAUGAACUGAUGUUGGACAAUUUUGUCACCUUCUUCGUUGCAGGUUUGUAGGUCUGUUGUUCUUUAGAUAUAAUCAAGAAGAUCAGCCACCCAGAACAGACUUCUGGCAUGUAUAACCAACACAGAUAAAAAUAGUAUUGAGAUUAAUAUCCACACACAGAUUUUUUUUUCUGGGGCUAACUGUACCAACUGGAUUCAUAUCUUGACGUGAAUAAUAAUAAUAAUAAUAAUAAUACCUAUUACUAUCCAGAGUCAGUAGCUGUUGUGCCUGACAAGUUUGUAAGAAGCAACUUUGAAACUUUGCAUUGCUUCCAACCUUGGCGAAUUGCAUUCAUGUGUUGAGGCCUGUGCUGCUUUCAAAUUCACCUCUCACUCAAGUUUAGCUUUUUACCAGAUGGACUGAAAGUCGGUUUUAUUAGCUGGUGGAGGAAGCUGGCCAGCAUUGGAGAUGUGCUGGUGCAGAGAUGCUUACCUAACCUCCCAGCAGGUGAGUCGUUGCUGCUUACUGGGAGGGGUGAGGUGGCGACGAGGUCAGCAAGCUGCAAAAGCACCAGUGGAGCCAAUAUGGUGCUCCUGCUGGUGGAUUUGCACUGUGUUGCUGUGUCCAGGGCCUUGUCCCAUCUCUUCCAGGUAAGCAGCAACAGCUCACCUGCCAGGAGGUCAGGUAAGCAUCAUCACUCCACCACCCCUGAGCUGCUCACACAGCAGCACGCUAAACUAUCACUCAGCUUCCACCAGGAGACACUGUUCCAUCUCCAGAAAUCAGCUUUUGGAAAAAGAAAAUAUAUUUCCUAAUCUCAUAUUUUGCUGCUUGUUUCUGUUGGAAAUUAAGUUUCUGCCAUUAUGCAUGAGCCACGUUAAUCAGGGCUUCUAUCUUUUAUCAGAAGACUAAUUCCAAUCUAUAGUUUGAUUCCUAACCACACUCUGUCAUGUUCUGUGGUGUAGAGCCAGUAUGGUGUAGAGGUUAAGAGCGGUGGAUUUGUAAUCUGGUGAACCGGGUUUGCGUCCCCGCUCCUCCACAUGCAGCUGCUGGGUGACCUUGGGCCAGUCACACUUCUCUCAGCCUCACUCACCUCACAGAGUGUUUGUUGUGGGGAAGGAAGGGAAAGGAGAUUGUUAGCUGCUUUGAGACUCCUUAGGGUAGUGAUAAAGCAGGAUAUCAAAUCCAAAUUCUUCUUCUUUAUCCUGCAGGUCACGACACCACUACUACCCAGUUAAGUUUCACCAUAAUGGAGCUGUCACGAAACCCUGAGGUAGUUGCAAAGUAGGUGAACUGUUUGUCUCUCCACUUGUCCAUGCUGGUAGUUUUAGGAAGUUGUAGCUUUUCACUUUUUAGAAUAUUUGAGACUUUGGAGGCCAGUUCACACAAUUUUUCCAUUCAGACCAGCACUCAGUGCACGUGAACAAGCGUAAUGUGAGAAAACCAUGGAUAUAGAGUUGUGGAUGUAGAGGUGAAGUCUGGGGAUCUUGACAAUAUUGGCAAGUACCCAAGUUCAGGUGCAUAAUAAUAAUAUUAAUAAUAGUAAUAGUAGUAAAAUUUUAUUUAUAUUAAUAAUAAUAAUAAUAAUUUUUAUUUAUACCCCGCCCUCCCCAGCCAAGGCCGGGCUCAGAGCGGCUUACAAACAAUAAUAAAAACAAGUUAAAUGAUUACAACUUGAAAACAAAAUUAAAAAAUACCACAUUAAAAUAUUGAAACAUUAAAAUAUUAAAAUGUAGCCUCAUCGCAGAGGGAGAAGGAAAAGAAAAAAGAAAGCCCUUCCCCAGCCGAAGCCGGGCUCAGAGCAGCUAACAACAGUAAAAUAAUACAGCAUUCUAAAAUCAAUUCAUUAUAAAAUCAGUUCAAAUCAAAUUGAUGGCAACCAUUGGGCUAGAGUUCUGUGAAGAAUUACCAAAGAAGGGGAUCAGGCUGUGCCUUGGCCAAAGGCCUGGUGGAACAGCUCUAUCUUGCAGGCCCUGCGGAAAGAUGUCAAGAUGUGUGGGUAAAGAUAUGGUCCUAAGGCAUGGCCAUAAGACGUUACAUAGUCUAUGUACGAAUUUGUAUGAAUGCCCCAUGUAGGCCAGCAGUUGCCAAUGAAAUCUUCUGAUUUGUAGACUUCAGGCUGAAGUGGAUGACGUCAUUGGUGUGAAGAGAGACAUCGCCUACGAAGAUCUUGGGAAGCUCCAGUACUUAUCUCAGGUACACUUGGAGAACAAAUGCGAUGAAAAAUUGUAUUUAAAAAAGAAAAGGAAGAAAGAGCAAAUGCACAGGUAACCCAACGCUGCUCUCAACCCUUUUGGCUCAGCAGUCACUGGUGAGAUUAUGGACUCCUUCUGACGACCUGUUUAUUCAGCAUUUAUCCAGAUUUGUCUGAACAAAGCUUAUGGGGCAGUUCGGUUUUUAUUGAGCAUACGUUUCAAUUUGUUUUCAGGGUGGUUCUAUGCCAGUGAGCAUUCAUCCUGAAUUGCUUGCAGGGUGUUUACCUGUCUUCCCGUUAAUCAUUCAUUCCAGACUUUCAAUACAUUUGUCUGUAACUUUCCAAACCAGAGGUGAGUUCCUGGUCAAAGGCAACAAGCCCACAGCGGGGCUGUCACAUGGCCUCCCUGAGGAGGAGGAGCCACACCCAGGCUUGAGGGUCAGUGCCCUGGAGGCUCUAACUUGCACUGACCUCUCCCCAUCCUCAGUCUCCCAUCCCAUUUGUUUCUCCUUUCCUGCCCUGGCAACUGGCAGCAGAAGGAGCAGGGCAGUGUCAGGAAGCCAGCCCGCCAUGGUACCCACCACCUGAGAGGUGCUGGAGCUAUGCUCAGGCUGAAAAAAACAAACCCUGGUUUGAAAUGCAGAUGUGGCUGUGGUCGUGCAAAAGGCAUUUUUUCCAGUUCUCAAGAAUUAUAAGAGGCUUUUCUUACUGGUGGGGAACUAAGGCUAAGGGAAAUAUAUUUGCUGAAAACCACCAAGCAGGUUUGAGCAUGAGCUAGAGACGAAACUCAAAAGUGAUGGUUUCCAGCUGAAAGCCCACCCUUCCAAUAUCUCAAAUCACUGUGGCUGAUAAGUAAAGAAGUCCCUUUACCAGCAUUGUGGAAUUGUGGCUCAAGCUGUUGUUAUUAUCCCAGGUUCUCAAGGAAGCCUUGCGCUUGUACUCUCCGGUUCCCGCUGUUCCUCGCUGGACAAGGAAGGAAACCGUCUUUGAAGGAGUCAGAAUUCCAGCAAACACAAGUCUGAUGGUGAGUCUGUCGAAUGGACUGCGGUGAAUGGUUCUCUCAAAAAUAUUGGCCUUUAGCACCAAACCACCCAGAUCCCCUGAUGACAUGUCUGCAUUAAUUUUUGUUUAAGUAAAUCUGGGGCAGCGUUAUGUGCCAUAGUUAUGCGGGAAGAACGCAAGGAAGCUGCAGAAGUCUAGUAGAAGCAGUUGCAAAAUUCAGCAUGCUCAGAAUCUCAGCUUGAACUCCCCCCCCCCCCAUUAUACCUAAAAAAAAGCAACUUCCAAGCCCUUAUGAUGGCAAAGAUAUGCUUAAAACUAUGUGGUCCAGUGGAAAUCACAGAAGCCAGAGGGGGUGGCUGAGGUGACUAAGAAUUCCAGGCGCCAGAAAGCAAGUUUGUCUGGGUGCUUUGUGUAGUCUUGUGCCCUUGCCCACAUGCCUACCAAAUCCAGAUGUUUUCAGUUGGCAUUCAUCUGUCUCGAGACAAUGGAGUGUGCCUCGAGGGGUGAAGCCAAACCGCUGCGUUAGUAGCACCAAAGUGACCUCCCCGGGGCCAAAGCCUGGGCAGUGUGCAUGGAAGUCCUGGGCUGCCCAGACAAGAAGACUCCCCUCUCAGCCUCACUGAUGUGCUGCAAAGGAUAGCAGAGAAAUAUGUUCAGCAUCAGCUUAGCUGCAGGAGUUGCCGGAAGGAGGUGCACAAGAGAGCCAGCGUGGUGUAGUGGUUAAGAGCGGUGGACUCGUAAUCUGGUGAACCAGGUUCGCUUCCCCACUCCUCCACAUGCAGCUGCUGGGUGACCUUGGGCGAGUCACACUUCUCUGAAGUCUCUCAGCCUCACAGAGUGUUUGUUGUGGGGGAGGAAGGGAAAGGAGAUUGUUAGCUGCUUUGAGACUCCUUAAAGGGAGUGAAAGGCAGGGUAUCAAAUCCAAUCUCUUCUUCUUCUUCUACAAGGCACCAUCAAACCACCUCCGGAUUUGUGUAGGGUUUAAUCUUUAGCCUUUUCUUCUCCCUAAGAUAUCCCACGAGGCAGUGGAAGUUUAGGAGCAGAGUUUUCCUUCUCCUAGAUGGGCUACCUUCCCAGGUUGACAAGCCCCAUCUGCACCUAACUUCCCUCUACAACAGAGAUUAUUAUAUGUGGAAUCAAAUCAAAUGAUUAUAAUGUAUGUCAGCUACACCAGUAAGAUGAAACAAUAACCGGCUGUAUUUCUUAGUUUCUGUUAUGAAGUUUUCACUCCAGCCUCCGUCUUGGAACCAUUCCUAAAAAAUAAAAAUAACAGGCCUUAAGCAUCUACAUUACAAAUUUUAUAAAGAAACACUUUUGCCUUUGGGCCGCUAGGUGGCAACCACAUAAACAUAUCUUUAUACUAAUGAAUAUGGUCUCAAAUCCUCACCAAACCUUUUGUUCCGAAAAGUAAUAUAAAAACCCCCACUCAUUUUCAAUAAGCUUGUUCUCAAACAAGAUGCUUUUCCUUGAUUGGGUAUAAUAAUCAUUUCUAUAUCCACAUUGUCAACAUACGUUUUCAACAAAAUUAAAAGUAUAUUUAUCAGAUUCAUUCCGAAUUCAUAACCUGUGAUUUCUUUAAUGCAUUCCACCACUGGACACCGGGCAUUUUGGAUUUUACAGUAUUUUCAAAAAAUAUGUAAAUAUUUUUACUUAAUUAAUUAAUUAAUACACCGCCCCUCAUCUGAAGAUCACAGGGUGGUUUACAGCAUAAAAAUACAAAAUGAAAACACAAAAUACAUAAAUAGUCUUGCAUGUGGGUGCUUUAGUUUAGAGGUGCUCAGAUGCCAUUGGAGGAUGAAUGCAAGAUCUAAAUAAUUCUCUUUCAGAUUCAUAGAUAUCAGUGUUUUAUCUCCAAACAUUUGCUUUCUGCUUUCUCCAACACACACCUGUGACUGUUUCAGCCAUGUGUCAAACAGCCUAACAGCACCAUGAGUUCAAUUUUGUAUUAGGGAUUCAAUUAAAUUUAAAAACAUUUCCAGCUAAUGCUGAUAUAAAUGUAGUAGAUGUGACUGCAGGGUGUGUGGAGGAACGGCCAGGAAGUGAUAACAUCAUUUCAUUAAAUGAGGUUGUGAUGUGCAGCUGCCUCUUGCUGUGAAUGACAAAUGUUUUUGCAGCUUGCUUUGCAUUUACAAGUGCAAAUGACUGUCUCCUCUCUUGCCAGUUCAGUCAAUAUGUCAUGGGACGCAUGAAAAGGUUUUUCAAAGACCCCUUUAUCUUCAAUCCUGACCGGUUUAGCAAAGACCAAACAAUGUAAGUUUCUGUUGCUGCAUUUUUAGGGAAAUUGUGCUAAACGUUCUUUCAUUUGUUUGCUUUGGGCUGUAUCCAACAAAUGCAUCCUGUCAGUUCAAGGAAUUUCACUUUUUUUUGCAGUGGGACUAGGUUUAGUGGAUGCACAGAGGGAGAAGAAGCAGGGAAAGUUGGUUGGUACAAUUAUAAAUCCUUGUUUUGAGAGGGCACAGUAUUUAAUGCUAUGCUGGAUACAACUCUCUAAUACAAUGCAUAUUGUCUAGUCAAUGUUAGAAACUUGGUAAAUGUUGACAUUUACUGGUAAUUCUUAGGAUUUUAGGAGACAAGCUGGAAAAUGUAAAAACAAAUUGUAACAUGAAGCUCAUUUGAAUGGCCUGUACAUAUUGGGAAUACAAAUGACUUUGGAACAUGCAGUUGAAGUGGCCAGUUGGCAUUAAAUUUACUCCUAAAUUGAAAGGUAUCUUUUGACAUUUCCUCCUGGAUUUAUUAAUACAGAGGAUUACCAGCAAGCGUCAAUAUUCACACAAUUCUGCUGCUUUGAUAACUUGGUUCCCAGAAGAAAAAUUGACUGCUUUUUUACUUUAACGGUAGCUUGGUCUGCAGAAAUUAACAUGUGGAGCUUUUCACAACAUAGAAUAUUAUCAAUCGGUCUCUGUGUUAAGCUACUUUUAAGCACACAGGAACCCAAGACACUGCCUGGGCAAGACAUAUAAUGUAGGAAUACAAGUGAAUAGUAAAGAAAACCUGCACAAGCGACGCUGACACAAAACCCCACACAUACACUAAGUAGAAUACAGUGGUACGUCGGGUUAAGAACUUUAUUCGUUCUGGAUGUCCGUUCUUAACCUGAAACUGUUCUUAACCUGAAGCACCGCUUUAGCUAAUGGGGCCUCCUGCUGCUGCUGCGCCGCCGCUGCACGAUUUCUGUUCUCAUCCUGAAGCAAAGUUCUUAACCCGAGGUACUAUUUCUGGGUUAGUGGAGUCUGUAACCUGAAGCAUCUGUAACCUGAAGCGUAUGUAACCCGAAGUACCACUGUAGAAGCAUUGCCACCCCACCUCACUCACCAUCCCCCCUCCACCUCUUUCCCCCUUUUCUUCCUAAUGUAACACUAAUGUGUCAACAAAUGAAACUGAUCUGUAGAAAGUGUAACUUGAAGAAAAAGACAUUGCACAUACUUUUGUAAACCAAGACAUCUUUAAUAAAAAAUAUGUUUAAAAAAGGGAAAGGGGGGGGGCGAAGAAAUGGAAAAAGGAGGCUAUAAAAAUGACUACGGUGGUACCUCGGGAUUCAAACGGGAUCUGUUCCGGAGCCCUGUUUGCAUCCUGAAUAGAACGUAAGACGCGACGGCACGUCUGUGCGUGUGCGGGUCGCGUUUUGCCGCUUCCGUGCGUGACGUCAUUUUGAGCGUCUGUGCAUGCGCGAGCAGCGAAACCCGGAAGUAACGGGCUCCAUUACUUCUGGGUUGCCACAGAGCACAACCUGAAAGUGCUCAACCUGAAGCACAUUCAACCCGAGGUAUGACUGUACCAUUGUUGUACCGAAAGAGUGGAUCUGGUACACUCCUAAGCAGGUGGAGUGAGUUCAAGGUUGCAACAAAGCCAUUGCUAAGGACGCUGUCUAUGCAAAGCCAUUUCAAUAACUCUUAUCUUGAGAUUCCUGCAUUGCAAUUCUAUGAUUUUCUCUCUCUCUAUUAUUUUUUUAGACCAUACUUUACCUACUUCCCAUUUUCCCUUGGAGGUCAUACCUGUAUCGGGCAGCUAUUUUCACAGGUAAGGCAGUGCCCAUUAGGAUUUCCAAGUCCCCUCUUAAGUGGCACCUGUCCUUUUAAAAAGCCCAUCUUGGAGGUCUCUAAGCAGAGGUUAGAUGGCCAUCUGCUUUAGCACUGGACUAGAUGACCCUCGGGGUCCCUUCCAACUCUACAAUAUUCUGUGAUUCUACCUUGCUGAUCCAGGAGCCUGGGCAAAAGGACUGGUGGAACAGCAGGGUGGGGUGUGUAAUAGCUUCAGGGAUGGUGCCCCAUAGCCCAGCCUUCCCCAGCUGUCGGUUCCCCAAUAUUUUAUUUAUUUAAAAUAUAUAGAUCUCGCGGUCAGGCUCUGGGCCUCAGCAAGGCAGAACUCAGGCUUCAUUCAGAGUGAGGUUUAGGCCAUGUUCACAUCACACAAUUAAAGUGCUAUCAUAUCACUGUAAACAUGAACGGCUUCCCUCAAAGAAACUAUAAUUAGUUAAGAGUUCCUUGCCAAGAGGACUUGAUUGUUAGACUAUAGUUCUUUGUUAUAGUUCUGUAGACUAUAGUUCUUUGUGAGGGCCAUAAAGGUCUCAGCAGCAGAAUGAUGGUUGGAAAUUAUAUAUAGAUUUUUUAAAAGUCUGUAUCACUUAUGGGCCUGUAAUUUUUAUUUUUAAAUGAGUCAAAUAAAAACAAAUCCAAACUAUUAAUUUUUUUCAGCGCUCUCGGUUUCUUAGUCCACUAGAUUUUUAUUUCUUUAUUUAAUGGCUGAAUUUAAUCCUGUAUUUUGAACAAGCCUAGAAUAAGCAUUUGCACUUAUCUGGAGAUAGUGUUCAACUGCGUCAAAAUGGCAAGAGCCAGUUUACCAUUCAUUCAUUCAUUCAUUGUUUUUAUCACAGAUGGAGGCUAAAGUGGUGAUGGCCAAAUUUCUCCAGAGGUUUGAAUUCCAGCUGGUCCCACCUCAGAGCUUUAAAAUUAUGGAGACAGCAUCGCUGAAGCCAUUAGAUGGCUUAGUAUGCAGACUGAGACCACGGCGCCACCUUCGCUGUGAAGGGGAUUAA